AUGAAUAGCCCACGGACCGCCAUUCCCCAACUCAACGAGAUACGUCGGGAGAACGAAAUAGGCACCUCACCUGAAACCGAGUUUGACGCCCCUACACCUCCUCCUCCGCCUCCUCCUCCUUCAUCGGAACCAGCCAUUUUCCGACCCAACGACUUCGGCACAACCCGCGCGUCGCGACCAAUGUUCCCCAAUCUUCCGAGUACGUUUUCUGCCCACCUCAGAUCGCUAUCCAAUUUGUUUUACGCUUCACGUAUGGGGGUGAGAAAAUGCGACUUCCAGUCCUUGUUACAGCGACGGUGCUUGCGCGGUCUUUAAAACAGCUGCUUCAUUAGCCUGCGUUUUUGGACUUUUACAGGAGUCCUCCACAACAGGUUAUUCGAGUUUGACAGCGUGUGAACAGCUUUGUAGUCAGACAGUGAAGGGUGGGAAAGGAAAACUAGUUAGGGUCUGUGGCUGGGUUGCGUUCCCGCCGUCCAACCUACAGCGGCCUCAUAGCGAGGGCUGAGUCGCUUUGCGACCGUGGGAGUAGGGCGAGCUUGGCUCUUCUGUUUGUUUCAGACCUCGUAAAUCCAGCUGCAGGGUUGCCUGCUCUGCAUUUUGUUGCCCGUAUAGCAGGUUCGUUUACUUAAGGCGGUUUUUAUUUUUGUUCUCCUCAAACUCACCUUAAGUUGCAGAAUUUGUACCUGAAACGGAAUUCGUCUGCAAAUCUCACAAGUAUUCUCUACAGUAGUAAGUGGAGAGUUUGUUAACCGUAAAUAUUAUGCACAUCGGAAAAAUAAUCGUCGUUGUAUCGUCUGUUAACUCAGACGCAAUGUACAGAUGAACACCUAAAGUUCUAUUACACGGAUGUUCCUGCAGCUGCCUUAUUUGAACUUAUGGACCUUUGUUUAGAAAUCAAUUUUUUGUUCGAUCACCAAUAUUAUCAACAACUAAAAGGUGCUCCAAUGGGAUCACCCAUAUCUGGCUUUCUUGCCGAGGCGACAAUGCAGAAAUUGAAAUCGGUGGCUCUUCCAUUAGUAUGAUAUGCAGACGACACGUUUGUCGUCGUUAAAAAGAAUCAACUAGAAAUACUCCACAACACAAUCAAUUCAACCAUUCCGCGAAUCAAAUUCACGUUGGAAAAAGAACUUGACAAUAAACUCCCAUUUCUAGAUGUUCUCGGCGGAACAUUACAUACGUCUGUUUACCGCAAAGAGACAUAUGCGGAAACAAUUUUACACUAUGAGAGCAACAGUCCGAUCUCUCACAAGCGGAGCACUGCCAAAAGUCUGAUUCAUCGAGCAAAAACACAUUGCGCUGAUGAAGAAAGCUACAAAGUUGAACUAAACUACCUAUUUGAUUUUUUUCCCAAAACGGUUACCCUAGAGAUUUCGUACAUCGAUGCAUGAGACAACAAGAGCUAAAAACAAAGGAACUAGAUAGUUCAAAUCAAGCGCCCAAAACAAACACUUAGCAAAUCCUUCCUUACAUCAGGAAUGUAUCUGAACUUGUUGAAAGACACUUGAGGAAACACCAGAUAAAAGUGGCGCACAAGCCGACGACUACCUUACGCACUCAGCUUGUACACCCUAAGGAUAGGAUUGGCUAUCUCAAUAGAAAAGAAGUCGUCUAUAAGAUCCCAUGCGAUGCCUCUGAUGCCGUAUAUUGUGGCCAAACGGGAAAAUUUGCCUCUACACGCAUCCACGAACAUCAACUUGCAGCUAACAGGCGAGACCACUUGUCUCAAAUAGCCAUGCACACUCUUGAUACUGGGCACACUUUCGUAUGGGACAAAACUCGCAUCGUCGGGGUUAGCCCAUCUAAAAAUGGCCGAGAGUUUCUUGAAACCAUGCACUCUGAUAAAUAAUGCAUCAACCAGCAUAUCGAGUUAGAUGCCACUUUCAAAAAUCUCAGAGAAAAGUGGAAGAGACGAAAGCCGAUCAAUACGGCCUGACACAUACGACGGCAACUUAUUAGCUGAGGCAUCAAAUGAGUAUUGCUUUUGUUGCACGUUUGAAAUGUUAAUUGUUUUCUGCACAUAACCUCUAGUCUGACGACGACACGGAGAACCGACGUCGAAAAUUUACUCAAUGAAGUUUUUUAUCUUUCCCAAAGAACGUAUUUGAUCUCAAAUUUUUUUCUUGGGAUGCCAGCGUUCCAAUUUAUUCGCAUAUGUAUAUUUAUAUAUUCACUCAGAAAUAAGCGCACACCGAUCCAUUGGCUUCUUGAAGCAAACAAGCUUCAUAUGGGCGAUAGAGGUCACGAACAGGCAACCACCUACAGGCCGAAGUCGGCCAAGCUAUGAUAGCAGAGGGGAGACGACAGAGUCUGGGGGUAGAUUGAUACAGCACUGUUUCGGGCUUGUUUGCCUUCAUUCAGCCAAUCAUAAACCUGACCACCAGCAGCUGGUACCGGAAACACAAACAUGCGCUCAGACGCACCUGGCGCAGCUGGUCCACCACUGGGGUCUACCAGAUUGGUCAUAAGCACUUCAUCGAACCUAAGUUCAUCAGUGCCUCGCCACCUGCCAUUCUCUGUCGCUGCAGACCGGGUAUUUAUUCACCCAGGAACGGGCGCACACCGAUCCAUUGGCUUCCCGAAGCAAACAAGCUUUGUAUGGGCGAUAGGGGUCACGAACAGGCAACCACCUACCAGGCCGAAGUCGGCCAAGCUAUGAUAGCAGAGGGUACCAGCUGCAGGUUGUCAGGGUCAUGAUUGGCUGAAUGAAGGCAAACAAGCCCGAAACAUUGCUGUAUCAAUCUACCCCCAGACUCUGUCGUCCCCCCUCUGCUAUGUUUAUAUAUCGUCAUUCGCGUUGAUAUAUAUAAAUACAUAUAUAAAAAGAGAAGGUCCGUAGGAAAAAAACUUUUAUUCGUAGAUCUUCGAGCUGGUUGCACCAACCCCUCGCCAGACGAAGUGAACAAUGAGAGGGGUGAUUAUUACCUCUCAUUUUUCACUUCGUCUGACGACGCGUUCGUGCCACCAGCUCGAAAAUUAACGAGUAAAAGUCUUUUUUUCCGAUCGAAUUCCUCCUUUCGUCAUAUCGUUUCGAAAUGUUUUCUACGUCAGUUUUUCAUACAUAUGUGUGUGUUUGUUUUAAUUUAGAACGAUGUUAGGAAAUUUUUUGAUAACCACACAUAUUAAUUUCAUACACAUUGUCACAUUGUUUGCUAUUUUAUGUCAUUCGCUCAUUUUCAUUAAUUUUGACGAAUGCAAGUGUGCAUAGCCUUCUGAACGUUAGUAGCUGUUGCCACAAUGUCAAAUUGCUGCCGUUAUUUGCUACGUUGAUAUACUCUUUCUCCGAAUAAAGAUGAAUGACCGAAUUCCACAUGUCUAUAUGCGUAACGAAGAAGACUAGUUAAGAAUCCGAAUCAAUUGUCUAUUUGUCCGUGCUCCUCGCACUCGUGCAGCAAAGCUUCUUUAAAGUUAAAAUUAGCAUUAAAACAGACGAAAACUAUAGCGUAACUCAAACAGUCAGCGGUCAGUAACGCAUGCGUGGAGGGGGCUUCGCAGGACGCUGCGUGCCGCCGCCUAGACGGUUGACCGAUCGAUUGAGUACUCAUUCGAGUCACAGGGCUUGCCUUGCAUGUUGACGACCACAUGCAACAGUUCGCCACCCCGUCGCAGAACCAGCUUCUAUGUUCUCACUAGCCCUCCUUGAACAUUCAUUCAGUUUAAAAAAUUGUUUCCAAAACGUCAAUUCCUUACUGGACAAAAGGUCUUCCCUAGGUUUGACGGAGCUUCCUGCUUUUUACAAUGCUCAGGGACAGGCUUUGCGCAAGUACUUGUGUGCAAAUGUAGGCUCCAAGUUUCUCAAAUGUGCAUAUAAUGGACUUGCACUGACGCCAGCAUAUAUGGUAGCAACUCAGGGAAUCUUGGCGUGACUGAGAUCAUUUAUUUGUGUGAUUGUUUCAAGGUGUUGCCCUCUCUCAUCUACCUGAUUUGAAACGGAUGGCGCAUUAGUAGAAGUCAGGCCUGUUUGCGACUCGUAGAGAUGAGAUUCUUAAAGACCUUUACCGCAUUGAAAUCAGAUACUGACGAUGGUUGUACGAUUGAUGCCGCAUGACAUGCUAGCGGUUACUUUGGUCAGAAGGACUUCCAUUAUUUCUGGAAGAAAAAAGACUGGAAUCGUCUUCAAAAAUCAUGUUGGAAUUGAGAAUUUGCGGUGGUUUUGUGGUAAUUGAAUUUUCCCUCAUAAGACAUCCUUAACCGACAUUCCUAAAGAAGAGAUACGUCUGUUUAGCACAAGUACUUGAUGUGCGCUUUCCGACUCACAAAACAUGUGUUAGUCAUUGCUGUGUGUUAUCUCGAUUUAAAAUAAUUUUAUGCCGUUCUCGUGGUAAAAAGUUUGUGAAAUAGUAGGGUUUGAGGUUGCGUAUUCUGAGGUUGGUCGAACGGAUGACGGACUUUAUCUAGAAUUACAAGCGAAAAUGGUUUUGGUUAAUGAAAAAUGUUUUUAUUUGCCUAGUGUCAGACCAGGUAGUCUUAGACUUUAACCACCAGGCACAUUUUUUUCCGGGGUUAAAGUCAAGUAAUUUAUCACAUCUUCCGUGUCUUAAUGGAAAUUAGCUUGCGGAAGUUGGAUCACAGUAAAACUCCCGUUUACUCAUCAAAACAUUUUAUCCGGAAGUAUGGACUUACGUACGCGCACAUCCAUAACUCGCACUAAUUAUUUGGAUUUAAUUAAGCCGUAGGUCCAAAAUGUGGCAGUUAUAUUGAAACGCAAAUAGGCGACUAAAUGUCCAUUAAAUUUUACUGCGUACUCCUGUUAAAGUGUAUCCACUGACCUGACCGGUUUCCAUGGUGAUAGUUGGUGUCACUUACUUUAAUUUCGAAAAAAAUUCGAUCUGCGGGCGAGAAGGCGUCAUCACAAAGGCAAAGAUAGGUUGAACGGGUUGUGAAGAGUAAAAUAAAAUAGGACUCCAGAACUCACCUUCUGGCGUUCGCAUUUGCAUCGUUUUGCAAAGCACCUUCCUGACUGACGAUUUUUGUUAGAAUUCAUCUUUGUUUCUACCGAGCAUGAAGAUUUCAAUUAAACCUUUAUGACCCAGUUUCCUUCGCUGAAAGCCGCCGUGUAUAAGUCAGGACUGCAUAUAAGACAAUUGAUAUACCGUCGUAAGCUGAGAUGAGCACACUCUUGAAUAUCGACGCCUGUGGGCAUCGUCGCUUUUUUAUCCUCCUGUUACUUGCUUUUUCUUACUACUGCACUUUUUAAAGUUAGCAGAACGCUUCAUCGUUUGACAUGGCGUUCCCUUGAAUAUUCAGAUUACUACUCUGUGUUAUGUAUCGCUCUGUGAGGAAAAAAAGAUAAGGUUAUGUUAUAUUCAUCUGUCCUCUGCUCUAGAUUUUUUUAAGCUGUGAAUUUUACGGUAUACCUAAAACAUUACAAGAUGCAUCGAAACUUGCCUUGCUUAAUUUCCGAGGACAUUUUUGCGCGAACUUGGAGUAACUCUUUCGAAACAGGCCUUUUCAGGCACGGUCCGAAAUUUGAUAUGAAUAUUUGAGCUGAAAUCCAUCAGCUACUGCGGAACAACCGCUUACUAUUCACAAACCGCCAACAGGCAGCCAGUAGUAUAGCAUUGUGCAAUAAUUUACCGUACUAACAACACAGGUAGUAGCUAAAAGCCCAGACACGCGUGUUUUGCUGAUCUUGUGCCACUGCCUGACGCAGCUGCGAGGGGUUCGGCUCGUCAGUGGGUCCCCCAGCUUCCCCCGUGUGUUUCCUGGUAUAUGAACUCCAGUUUCAGCUUGCCUUGCUUAAUUUCCGAGGAAAUUAAUGCGCGAACUUGGAGUUACUCUUUCGAAACAGGCGAAACGCGCUUGUCUGAGCUUUUAGCUAAUACCUGUGUUGUUAAUACGGUAAAUUAUUGCACAAUGCAUUGACGCUGCCUGGAUGUUAUUGAUAGCAAAGGAGAGGUUCCACAGAAUCCUUCGCAAGUACGUGACGACCAGGCUACAUGAAGGAAUGCCUGAAUUUAGGAACUUCUGUCUCAGUCAGGGUUAUCUAUUCUCUCUGACGGACAGCUAAGUGUAAUGUAAUUUUUUUCGCGAGACCCCCCUCGUUGUCAGAAAUCGUGUUAGCCGUAGGACCCGGGAAUAUAUACUUGCCCAUUAUUUAAGUGGCCUUUUGCUAACUCCCUGUGAGAUCAGAGUGAGGGUCAGUGUUAAGCUGGUGACAUAGCAAUAGGUAAGGCUCUUGGUGUAUAACACAGGUCCACCUGCACUACGCGGGUGGGAGUCCUUAUUUGCAUGUCUUACCGUACUAACAAGUGUGGGCCGUUUGGGUUAUAAUGUAAUUUUCUCCUUCUAGUGCUCUGUGGGAUUUGUGCACCUGUAAAGUUCCUUUAGACUCCAGCUGACCGAAACUAGUUGGGCCCAUGUUCAUGAAAUGACGGAGUUUUUAAUAUACGCAGCACGAUGAAAGCUCUAGUUGCUUUGAGUGAAGCACACAGCGAAAUAAAAGUGUCUUCGAGUGAAAGGCCUGAAAAGCCGUCAAAGACGGUAUUGAGCUAAACAAAACUACGUCAUGUGCAUCUCACGUAUGCUAUCAUGCUAUAUUGUCCAUCUACUGUAUACUAGAUGUGCUUUACUCAUUCUAGAAUGGAAUAUAUGGUCGUAAAACCAGUCUUUAUGGCUGUCUAGAAAGGAAGGAUUAUUUACUGUUUUACGAUUCCUAAGAGCAUGUUUACCGUGGCGCAACGCAACACACGAUUAGACGCAGUGCGCUUGUAUUUCAUUUAUUCUUUUUAACCUAUUAUGCCAGUUAAAACUAACGGCCCUUGACUCUCGUCAGAGGAAUGAAUAAGUUUUUUUAUAAAAAAUCUGGAAUUUUGAAGUCUCAAAACGGUUAGGAUGAUAUAAAGCUGAAAAAGGGAGUUGACAAUUCGAAAAAAGUUGUUUUCGUAUGGGAAUGUUGAUUUUUAUAUUAGUUUUAACUGUUUACAACGAAUUUGAUUUCUUAAACUUACCUGGCGUGACGGUCAUCAAGACAAGAAAUCUCAAAAUAAUUUGCAAACGCUACUAGAAGACUUAUUUUUUUUCAAAUUCUAGAGCGAUAUCUUGAUAUUUGUAUUGUGCGAGGUUCCAACCAUAGCCCUUGCAACUACUGGAGACAUAUUUGGCGCAGAGGAUACCUCACAUGUGCUCAACCUUCCCACGCACUGGACCAUAGUUAGACUACUUCUGUUUCUGUCGCCUAGAUUACCGUGUGCUUAUUUCCGUCUGCCAAUCACGCAUUAUUGUCUUAUUCGUUGUGCAGUUCCAAAAUGAUUUUGUCAGUGAAAAAGCCCUCAAUGUGCUCGCACCUUCAACAGCUGGUGGGGGCAAAACAUAUGCCCACGCUUUCGCUCGUAUUUAAUUUUUUUCCUUCCCUGGAAUCACAAGCCAACGAAAGCUGCCUUUGCUGAGAUAGGGGUUCUAAGAUCUUGUGAAAUUGAAUCGUUUACCCAUAAAGAUAGAGGUUUUGUGACCUUAAUUAUUCCACAACAGUCUCUACUGAAGGUGCGCAGUGGGCUAAAAAAGGAGGUUUCAGAUUGUCUAAGUUCACGCCUUCGGAGAACUGUGAUGGGUCUACUCACGCCGAGACUGGCGAGCCAGCUGCUGGACCCAAACUCACCAGAUCGCCCCUAGUUGCCGACGGUGUCCGCCGUGUGCUCUACUGCAAGGUAAAAACAGGCACGAUCACUCGCAUGUAAAUAAGGUUAUAGUAUGAGUAGGCUUGCACAACAUCUACUGUACUCUCCCAUUCCCCUCCCGUAUGGGCUCGGUGUCAAGACAUAGUCAAGAAGACCGAAGACGGGAGAGGGUGCAGGUGGUUGGCACGCUCGGACACCCACCUAGACGCACCCACACACACACCGCUCUGGUCCACAUAAAAAAUUCGACCAGAAUUUUAGAGAAAAACCAAAUCAACGGGUCAGAAAGAGGAAGGGAAGACACAGGUCACUGGGUAACCAUGCAUAAGGCCUGUGGGAGCGCAAACGCAUCUACCGGCCGGGAAUCAGGUACCAGAGAACUGCCACUUCGCACCAGACUGUGAGGGCCAUGGUUUGAAAAGGCGUGGUAUAGCAUAUGCACGCAGGGCCUAACUCAGUCGCCCGUCGACUGACAGGCUAGGACAGUCGACUGCUGUAUGUGAGUGGAAAAGGGGAGGUUAAGACCGGCUCUGAGGGACCAGACUCAGUGAAAAAUCAGCGCAUUCAGAAGAUGAAGAUGCGAUCACUGGAACAAGAAAUUUAUUUGCCUGACGUUUCGGAUUCUCGCUCGAACCCAUCAUCAGAGACAUUCACAGAUAAAGGUGAUCGGGGCACAAGGAGUGCAGUAUUCAUAGCACGUGGCUGCCGUGGGACCGUAUGCGCACCGCAAUUAACAGUUCUCGCAGUCACCACUGGGGUCGUAAUUGAUGCGGUGGUGGCUUGUCAGUCCAAGUCCGAGUCGUUAAUUGCGGCGAUUUCGUCAUCCGUGCUGGAUGCUCGCCCGCGCUCUCCUCACGUGACUGUUUCUCCUGCCGAGGAAAAAUCGCAGUACGGAAUAUGGUACCGGGAGGUCAUUGUGCUUGUCGAUGGAUUGCGGGCCUGAGAACCAUGACUCGAGCAGCUCGUGGCUCAUGCGGUUCUCAAAACUUGCGAGGAUUUCGGCCUCUUGAAACAUGAAAAUAUUGUCAGAUCCCGUCGAAUGAGCCGCCACCUGAGAGUUAGCGUCUCCCCAUCUCACUGCCGCUGCGUGAUCGGCAAUUAGUAUAUAGAGUAAUCUUCCAGUUUUUCCGCCAUAUUUGCUUUGUCCACAACUACACCAGAUCCGGUAAACGACUCCAGACGUUUCCUGCCGUGGCAGCGGGUCCUUUGGCUUCAUGACUUGGAGCCUUAUGGUUGCUUCCGGCCUGUGUGCAACCCCGAAUCCAAGUGGAGUUAGAAUACUACUGACGAAUUCCGAGACGUCCUUCACGCACGGAAGAGUUUGCCAAAAUUUGGAGCCGACUUGAUUUGGUUUCUGGUAUCCUUCUCAUAUGCACUGGUUGACACAGUUGCGCUGGUAACCAUUGGCUCUCAUUACCCGUCGAAGAUAUUGUAAUUCAGCAACCUUGUCUUCCAUUUCACUGCAGUACGUUUCAACGCGCCGUUAUAAUGCCCUUACGCAACUGCAGUUGUGACAAGUCGGGUGGUCGCUAUUAAAGUUCAGUAUUUGCGUCCCAUUUGUCGCUUUCCUGAACACUUGGUUUUUAGGCCACCACAAUCUUUGCGGCAGACAAGAACAUCCAGGAAGGCCAGCUAGUUGUUUUUCUCCUCCAUCGUUAAUCGAAUGUCCAGGAAGACGGCGUCGAGAUGUUCUUUGAAUGUCAGCACCUGAUCCCGUUCGAUGACGACGAAGUUGUCAUUCACAUACCGAGCCCAGAAUUUCGGUCUGUGGUGUCGGAAAACCAGCGACUCCAGCCGUUGAAGGAUCGCCUCGGCUAUGAGUGCCGAAAUCAGCGAACCCAUUGGCGUCCCCUUUAUCUGCUCGUAGAUUGUUCCGUCAAACGUAAAGUACGUCUUGAGACAGAACUUCAGGAGCUGGAUGAUUUGGACGUAUCCGAGGCGAUUCAGCGCAUUCCUCACUAUCGCGCUAGAUGAUCUGAGUACACGUUAUGAGUCGUGGUUUGAGGGGUUAUCAAAUGACAGGAUAGCGCGGUCUUUCUCCGAAGUGAGAUCCAGGCUGUUAUGACUCCUUGUUAUCGUGGCCUAUUUGACGCUCUCACGCUUGCUAGUUCUAAGGCCUCUUAAAGGAAUGGGGUCGUGUUCGGCAUGCGUAGACAGCCUGUUUGGUCUUGUCAGCCACUGCGGUCAUCUUGGCAAUGUUUUGUCAUUGGAGCCAGAUGGGUGAGUGAGAAGAGAGUGCGUCAGGUGCGCGCAAGUCCACCUCUAACUCCGUUACAAACGUGAUGGAGGUCUUCGAUUGAGUUGCUUCACGCUAAAACGAUACUAACGCCAGCCAUAUACCCUAAAGUAGCCUCCCUACGCAAAUCCGACUAAAGAUUUGUUCAGGUAAUAAUAGGCUUGGCUUGCAAGCUGGGUUUUCAAAGGGACAAAAUGUCAAACGAUUCACAGUGCUAAUAUUCUUGAUCACAACAGUCCAGAGAUGAACUGAUAUGUUUGAAUUCGGGCGGUUGACAAUUGGAUAGUGUCUGUGGGAUGGAAAGUUCGAAACUUUUUGUACUUUUUAUCUGACACGUGCUUUGUCUAAAUGGAUCCCAUUUGUAACUAACAAUCCAUUUAUGUCUUAACACUGAGAGAAAUCAAAUGAGCAUGUUCUAUGUAUUCGCUUCCGGCGUUUACCGUGCUUUCAUCGAUAUGCCUCCGCGUUGAAUGCUCAUCAUCCCGUUGGGAUUAGUUGCAAUCUAUAUCGUAUGCUUCCUGUAAUGGCCUGUGCACAACAGAGAUCCUUAUUUUGCUGGCCAAACUUUGGAGAAUUGGAGACCAACGAACACAAUAUGUAUAGUCCCAAAUAUAUCCUGAGUCUCGACAAACCGUUUCAAAGUGAACAAUGCAAGAACGCGGUAGGCGAUCUAUUCGGGGGAAAAAACCAGUUGAUCGUGCAGUACGAGUUUUAUAAGUGGGGUUACACCGCAAGAAGAAGGGCACCAUAGUAGGUAAACAUUCGAAAAAUGUUGGGGCGACGUCCGCGCGACAAAUUGCUCUACGACUAUCAGGCUAAAUAACUCAUGUCCCAGGAACCAGAUCCUUGAAGAAUGAUGACAGUGCAAUCAAAAGUCCAGAAUUCUUCGCAGUUUUUCCAAGUUAUUUUCACAGAAGAAUUCGAUUGCAUUCCAUGAAUUUGCGCAGACGCCAUUUAUGAAAGGGGCGAGGAUGCAGUAUGCGACGAUGACCUAGGUUUCGUCGCUUGAAUGCGGUUUCAUACUGACUCAUUGCCCCGUGGAUACGUCGGAAAAUGUUGCUCUGACUCCUGUAAAACCCUCUUUUGGCGAAACGUUGAAUCCCCCGCGCAGGCGUCUACAGUUGUAUGUGACCCCCGUCACAAUCCUGCCUUUCACGGCCACCGAACGGACAAGUUAACAAGACUUUAAAUCUUCGGUCAUUGGCUUACACCAGAAUGCGAUCAGGAUCGAUUGACUUUGACUUUUUUCGGUAGCGGAUAUGACUGUACAAUUGCGAGGGGUCCUUGAAAACACCCUGGGUAUUAUAAUCACCGGCGAUCGCGUAAUUUGAUUUAUUCGUCUGAUUUUCUCCGAGAAUUAUCGCAGCCGGGCAACAAGGUCAGUGACAGCGCCAGCUCUGGCUAAGUUGCCGUCAGUAGGCACUUAGUGCUGUGUGAUGCAAAAAACAAUUACGUGCUUCAAAACAGACGUUCGGGGCAUUAACGACCUUGGUAAUCCACCAAAGCCACUUGAGCUGGAGAACAUUUAAUUUUGCAUGGAGUUUGUUAAUGGGAUAAGAAACUGUUUUCAGUUACCCUAACACGUUCUCUGUUAAACUCUGUCCUCAUAGCUUUACCUGGAAAAUAAGUAACUCUCAGGUGUUGCAUGGAGCCCUUGCAUGUUUUCCCGGUCGGAAUUUUGCAAGCGAAUAGUGUUGUUAGAUCAUACAACAAGUACAGUAGGUAGGCUAAUUCAUGAAAUGUCUACGGUAAUUCGAAAGUGAGUUUUCAUUUCGAAACGAUUUAUUUAAUAGUGCUGUAAAAAUGGUCAUCAUGCAGCAUAAUUCUACAAUAAAUCAGUUACCUCAAAAUGCCUGCUAUCGAAUGAACGUCUUUCCGGAUGCAAGCAAAAAGAAAACUAUGUUAAAUGUGACUACUUAUGUAACAUGACUUUUUCUCAUUGAUUUUCGAAAACCUUAAAAAUUCAAUUAUAUUUCAUGGAAAACGUGCAUAAAAAUAUCAGUUCUUUUGUUAAUUCGAUAGAAAGUUAUGUCUUCUUUCACUUUUAUACUCCCAGGAGGGACAAUUCGGUUUCAAAAUAGUUUUGAUAGUGAAAUUUUUUAAUAAUGUGAAAUGGCCGUUCAUAAAACUUCAUGCCUCUGCAUUUACCAAUGUGGCUUGUAAAGUUAACAACGCGGCUUAAAUUAACUGCUACAUUUUAUGACGCCCACAUAGUCUCUUUUUUAUACUGUAAAAAAAUAUAUGGUUUCCCGUACGCGGAAAAUAUAUGGUUUGUAGUUUGGAAACUCUGGAUGCAAGUAUAACAGCAGGUCGGGCUUAAAAUCAUUCGGAAAUUGGAAAAGUUUUUAAACUUCGAAUUAAAUGUAGACGUACUUUCUCACCAGAUGAACAGAAGAAUUAAUAUUUUUAUGCCUGCUUUCCAUGAAAUAUAAUUGAAUAUUUAACGAAAUCAAAAAUCUAUGGGAAAUUUACAUGCUACUUGACUAGUCAUUUUUGCAGAGUAAUUCUUCUGCAUGCAGGCAAAAAGGCGUUUUUUGAAAGCAAAAUCCUGAGGCAACUGAUCUAUUAUUAAAUUAUGCUGCAUGAUAAUCAGGUUUAAAACCCUAUUUAAUUAAUCUUUUAUAAACGAAAAUACAGUUCGGUAUUUCGUUUGACCAUUCUCGAGUUAGUACACCAACUAUACUAGCGCAAAUUUAGUUUUCGUUAAUUUUCCAUAAAGAUUGCGUCUGGAUUGUCACGAAGUCACUCCGUGGAUAAUGUGCUUACUGUAUGCUAGUCAUUGCUGCUCCACAGAACCCUCUAUCUAGUGUACAUCCACUUCUACUUUAAAUGCCGACACUUGACAGUCGUUAGUUACGUCAUCUGCGCCACUGGGUCGCUGGAGGUUAAUUAAAUUCACAGGUUGUUCACAUGUGUUCGAACUUGCGUGUACAGGGACGGUGGCCGCUUUUAGGCGUCCUCAGGUGCGUCUACUGAUCCCCUGACCUACUUAACAAGCCCAAUCACCCUGUCUCAAAAUGGCUCCAUAUGAUAGCGAUUCAGUAGUCACCCGCUAUGCCUCAAUUUGUUGUCGUAAUAAUCGCUUUGUAGAUUUGUAUUGCUGAUCUUAUUACCAGGAGGAGGUGAGAACUUCACGGAAGCCCAAGCGGAUCCAUUGGGGUAGCAUUUCUGAACUGAAUUCCCAUGGCUAUUAACUUUACAUAGGCUAGUUUUUUCCAUGCGUACGCGCCUUAAGUACCAACCGCUGUUCGUGAGCAGAAACUUGAUUAUCUUCCUGUUUGAUUUGAGGACUGCUCAGCCACCAUUCGCCGAAAGAUCUCGAGGGUCUAUGAGGUGCUCUCACAAGUGUGUAAGAUGAAACUGUGCGCCGAAAUAUUCGUAUGUUGGCACGACAUUGGCCAAAUGGCGUUUCAGCAUGCCCGCAGAUAAUAUUACAUUUCUCGGUGAAUAACUGGUUGUUGUAGGUUUACUGUGAUUGAGUGAAAGAUCAUAAUAUACAAAAAGUGAUUUAGAGUGUGCUUUCUCUAGAAAAAUAGGGCCUUGAAACUGUGGUCCGCAGUUAUGCGCUCCUGUAACGCGCCACGAUAGCCAGCUCAGGACACAACACGCGUUAUUGGUCUGUCCAUUCAUAUCAAAUGCCAUGCAUGCUGUUAUAGCGGGACGCCACAACACGUCGCGCCGAUCACUUGCACCCUCCCCGUCUCCUGGUAUCAAUGACUUUAUCUUGAUACCAGGCCUAGGUGGAUGAGGAAGGAGCGCGUGCGAUAGAUUCAGCGCAAGCCUACCAGAACUACUUCACACACACAAGUCACUAUUUCUGCGCCUGCAAUGCUAUGGGCCACACCUUGGCCAUUAACGGUAAAAACGGUCGAACUAUAAACCUGCAAAUGUCCUCUCAAAGGGACAAGCAGUUAUCUGUGACCCGUUAUCCGUACUGCUGGUAUCAAAUGAGUUUAAAAUGUCUCCCUGUGCUACGGAUGCAGCUGAAAAUAAGCAAACAACUUUCUACGAAGAUGCGCUGUAAGAACGGUGAUAAGAAGGUUUUCGAAUUUCGUGUCUGAUGAAAUGAAAACGGAAGCAGUCACAGACAGCAAACGACCUUCAAUUCCUACGGGGUAACUCCUUGAGGAACUGGGGGAGACUAGUCCGUGAUGGACACGUUCAGAUUUAUCAGAACCGGGCGUUUCGAAAUAUUCCGUGCGGACUCAUUUACAUGCGAUGGGGUAUGAAAAAUAAAACUUUCUUAAUCGGUGCCUCUCGAUUCGGUUGUGCAUCAUAUGAUGUCACGUUUGAGCGUGUGCUCCUCGUGCUAUUGUGAAACAAAAACGUUUCUUUUUGGCAUAGAAGGACGCCUGCGACAGAGUGCAGAUUUCCUUUAAUAAGACCUAAACCGUGACUUUGUAAAAUUUAACUGUCUCGAUCAAUACCAUAGCCUGUGUAGUGGCCUGCUAGUGAGGUGUCCACGGCAGCUUUUUACCCUGUGUGUCGUUUCGAGGGAGAAUAAGUGUGGCAUUACAGUGAGGAUAACAACACAAAACCGCAUCAGCAGAGUAAAAACAAGAUCCUUGUGUUAAACGCGCUAGCACCAUGUCCUGUCGAGGACCUCAGAAUGUGAAAAAACAGUUUUCACAGCAUUCUAUUCAUUAUUGUUUGCGAGCUAGACCCCGCUGCAAUUUAAUGUUUUAUGUGACGGUUGCUGCUUGCCGCACUAAAUGUGGCAUUUGAUGCCACACGGAUCUCAUCGCCAACCAAGAAAGUAGAUGUUCCUGGCAUAGGCUUUUCCUUCGCGAAGAUCCCCUCCCCUCCGCAUGUACUCCCCAUAAUAUGUGACCUCGUCGAGCACGGUUUGUUGUACAGACAUCGCUACGAGAGUAAGAUUUGCGCGCUUUAUCGCAUACGUAUUCUCCAUCGGUUUUAGCCGACCUUGCUUUCACCCCGUGACUGCACUCGCACCUGGUGGCUCUGACUACCGAGCAGGAAAAUUAGAUCUAGAUCUUGACACUGACCUCGGCCUGACAUUUUGACAAGUGUUGCUGCAUUGUCACGUGCACCACGCGUACAGUAGUUAGGCUUACUUAUGAAAUCUCUAAAGAACUUCCAAAAUGCGUUUCCGUUUCAAAAAGAUUAAUCGAGUAGGGUUGUAAAAGCAAUCAUUCUGCAGCAUAAUUUUAUAACAAUUCAGUUACCCCAGGACGCCCGUUUUCGAGCAAACCUCUCCUCUGAUGCAUCCAAAGAUGAUACUCCGUAAGAAAUAGCUAGUUAAGUAGCAGUUGUUUUUUUUCGUUGAUUUUCGGUGCCUCAAAUAUUCAAUUGUAUUUCAUAAAAAGCCUUUUUUUCAAUUUUUCUUUCAAAGGAAGGGAAUAAUUUGGUUUUAAAAAAAGUUUGCACUUCUGAGAUUUCUUAAUAUCGUGAAAUGGCCCUUCAUAAAACUCCAUGUCUCCGCAUUGCCCGAUGUGGUUUGUUAAGGUUACAAUUUUGUUCAAAUCCACUACUUAAUUCCGUGAAACCCAUAUGAUCCCCCUCUUAUGACCAGAGAGAAAUGUAUGGUUUUACGUACGCGGAACUUAUACGGUUUGAUGUUUAAGAACACUGAGUUCAAGUGUUACGGCAGGCGGGGUUUAACAUUAUUCGUGAAAUAAAAAAGAAAUUUAUAAAACCAAAUUAUACCCUUCCUUCGAGAAUCAACUUGAAAGAAGACGUAAUUUUCUACGGAAUCAGCUAAAGAAUGAAUGUUUUUUAUGCAUGAUUCCGAUGAAAUCUUAUUAAAUCCUUUAGGGCAUCGAAAAUCGGUAACAAUAGGGAGAUGGCACCCAACAAAUCCGUCACCUAGAAAUAAUACCUUUUACAGUAGACUUAAACGCCUUCAGGCUAUAUCAGUGGUUGCAGGCCUGCUUUCACGCACUACUUGGACUUUCCGCGACGGCCUAACAUGGGCUGGCCGAAAGAACAUCGCUGGAGGUUACAUGGAAGAUGGUCGCUGUUACCCAACCUUCCCCAUCGUUACACCUGUACACCUGAACAUACGGCAUACAUUCGCAUUAUGGUAGUUUAUUACAAAAAAAAUCAGUAAAGAGAGUGGCGAGUGAACGUUCCUUUCGGUAAAUUCUCAUCAGGCCAAAACAGUUACAUAGGGCGGGGUACAGUGAGUGAAACAAAAAUCGAUAAAAGUUAGGUUUUUAAAUUACAGGCUCGGCAAGAGCGGAAGGGCGCCGAAUGUUGUAUGUGGUUAGUCAACCUUUGACCACGGUAAGCGCGGAGCCUGAACAAGGUUCCUUUGGGCGCAUGGGGUCGGUUUUCGUAACCUCAUGGCGGCCGCUUCUGCUGUUGCUAACAGGCGCUGGCCCAGUAGCUUAGGGUAGCUCGAGAGGACCUUGUAAAUCACACGAAAUGCUUCGGUGGAGUCCACACGAUGCCAUGAGUCCACUGCAUGCGCAAGGAUGGCGCUGUCUAUUCUCCUAGUUUCACCUUUUGCCGGCUAUCGUGUGUACCCCACCGAAGCAUUUCGUGUGAUUUACAAGGUCCCCUCGAGCUACCCUAAGCUACUGGGCCAGCGUCAGGUGGCGGUAAACAUUUUGCAGCAUUACGAAUGCUGGAUGGCAGAUGGUAGGGGAGAGUUAACGUGCGGUUAAUUCGUGUUACCCAUUCGCGUGCCAUAUUUUACUCCGGCCUUCUAUCUUGCUGGCGGUUAGGUGUUCAUAGGUCGGUGUCUUUUACCAUUACUUAAUUUUGACGCAUGCCAUAAAAUUGUUUUGAUGGUUUAGGUUAUUCAAGUCAGAAUAGGUCUAGAUGUUUGUUUGUUUGUCAUUUGACUGCUUUAUAUAACCUGUAUUUCAGAAUCACACGUCGUUACCUAUGCUUUCCACAGCAGUAUGGUUGACGCAUCAACGUCAAAUUGUGCGCGAAUUAGUUUAUAGUGAUUAUAGAUCUACGUUGCUUUUACAGCACUUUCUCAUUCAUAAUCCCCCCGAAUUUCGAUCAGGUGACUGGAUACAGGACAGGUUACAGCCGACUGACGCGAUAUGGGCCCGCGCCUAGGCGUGCCACGCCACAUUGUGUUGCAUUUGUUAUGGGUGAACGGCCAAAUAACCCAUGUCGCUGUUCGACCUGGCCCCCCUGUUGGUUCGGCUCAUCUACAACGUGGCAUUUUGUAGGGGAACAGGCAACUGGGCACACUGAUUAAACACUAACAGUUUCAGCAGAGCUAAAACAGGAUUUUUGCGCUAAACGCGCUACGUAAGUACGAUUUGCGUGCAGUAUCGCAUAUUUAUUCUCCACCGGAUUUAGCCGACCUUGUUUUCACCCCGUGACUGCAAUCGCACCUGGUGGCUCUGACUACCGAGUAGGAAAAUUAGAUCUAGAUCUUGACGCUGACCUCGGCCUGACAUUUUGACAAGUGUUGCUGCAUUGUCACGUGCAUCACACGUACAGUAGGUGGGCUAACUUCAGAAAUCUCUAGAGAAAUUUCAAAAUGCGUUUCCGUUUCAAAAAGAUUAAUAGAGUAGGGUUGUAAAACAAUUAUUGCGCAGCACAUUUCUAUAAUAAUUCCAUUACCCCAGGACGCCGGCUUUCGAAAAAGCCUCUUUUCUGAUGCAUCGAGAAACCAUUCUCCGUAAAGAAAAUGGCUACUUAAGUGGGAAGCACAUUUUUAAUUGAUUUUCGGUGCCCUUAAAGAUUCAAUUAUGAAAAAUAGAAGAGGUUCUUCGGAAAAGUCGAGUUGUACUCGUGAAUUUUCGAGCUGCUGACACAAACCCGUCGUCAAAGGAAAUAAAAACGAGGGAUAAAGUUAUGUUGUCACAGUAGAGCAGUUGGUGUGAUAAGACAUAGGAGACCACUGACGUGUGAGGGUGGUGGGCUCCCGAGGUCAUGGUAGGUCACUGAGUGAGGGGCGGGGAUUGAAGAGGAGGCGUAAAAAUUACGGCACACUGGGCUGGAGGGGGAGGGCGGGUGGUGAAUCAGUUGGAAUGCGGGCGGCUGUAUUCGCAGUCGUUGAUGCGUGAUUAGGGCAGGGGGGAGUCAUUCGUGAACGUAGACCCUCGUAAUGGACAUCUAAGUCAACUUGGCGGUUGAUACUACCCGCAUCGGAGUACCAGGCCUCGAGAAAUUCCCUCGCGCGCUUUGUGUUAGCCAUGGCGACGACCUCAUGCCAUCCCAAUUGGAUCAGUGGUCGUACUCGAGUGCAUGGGCAAAUUCGAGGGACAGGGGGUCUCGCCGACGGAUAGCUAAUUUGUGUUCGUUGAUACGGGUGCCUAGGCAUCGACCUGUUUGGCCAACAUACACGCAAGAGCCAUUAGCACACGGGAUGCGAUAAAUUACAUUCGUUUGUUGCUCUUUCGGGAUGGGAUCUUUCAUUUGAGACAGUGUUGCGAGUAGUGAAGAUGCCGGUUUGUGGGCAACGUGAAUUCCCAAGGGGCUGAACUGCCGGGGGAUUAUUUCGGAAGUUCCACUUAUAUAUGGCAAGGAGUAGAAUUUCCGCUUCGCAAUCUCUCCGUUGGGAGUGGGGUCUUGCGACUGUGUCUGGUGCCUGAGACAGUUCUUUACAAAACUGAUCUGAUAUCCGUUAGAGCGGAAUAACCGAUACAGGUGAGCAAGCUCUUCGUUCAGGAGAUCGUUGCUGUUACAAUAACGGUAGGCCCGGUGGAACAGAGUUCGGACGCAGCUUCUUUUGUGAGCUGCGGGGUGGUUGCUUCCAUAUUUGAGGAUAAUCUCAGAAUUAGAGUCUUUCCUAUGGACGCUUGUCGCCAGGGUACCAUCGCUUAACUUCUGUAUUCUCACGUCCAGAAACGGCAAGCUGUCUCCAGUUGCCUCUUCGCGCGUAAACUGUGUUGCUGGGAAGACGUCAUUCAGUCUCUGGUGAAGACGUUCGACUUCGCACUUCUUUAUUAUGACAAAGGUGUCAUCAACGUAAUGAAGCCAUAGCUUAGGCUUGAUAGUUAGGAAAACUAUCUCUUCUAGUCGCUGCAAAACUAGUUCGGCGAGCAGUCCUGAUACGGGUGAGCCCAUCGGCGUUCCCUUUACCUUUUGUUAGUACUUAUUAUCGAAUUGACAAUAGUUCCUAAGGCAAAGAUUUCGCAGUUCGAUAACAUGCGCCGUUGGGAUCUCAAUAGGAUUAUUCUGUAGGCGUUGGGUUACGCAUUCAAUCUCCAAAUCGUGUUGUUUGGAAGAAAACAAGGCAACGACGUCAAAGGACAGGAAGCAUUCAUCGGCACUUACUGUGAGGCCUUGUACCCUGCGGAGGAACGCUUGAGAGUUGUUAAUGCUAUAAUCCGAUCCAUGAGUGAGCCGCUUCAGACGACUGUAUAACCACUUAGCUAUAUUGUAAGUGGGUGAUCCGAUAAGUGGCACUAUAAUCCUCAGGGGGACAUCCGCUUUGUGCACUUUUGGGAGGCCGUACGCGUGUGCGAUGUGGGGGUCACUGAGGGUCAUCAACUUGGAGUCAUCUGGACUGAUAACUUUCAACCGAACGAACUCAUUAACCUUCUUUUUGACGGCUGCGGUUUGCUUUUUAAUCGGAUUUUCAGCAAGAGGGGUAUAGGCCUCCGUGUCACUAAAGAUUUCAUUCGCCUUGUCAACGUAUUCAAUUGUGUCCAUGAUGACAGUAGCGCCACCCUUGUCUGCGGGAACAAUGACAAUACUGUGAUCCGACUUCAAUGAUCGUAAUGCCUGCGCUUCUUCGGCCGGUAGAUUUUGUCGGUAUCUUUUUCGCCGGAGAAUACCGGUGGCGCAGCUUCGCAUGUUCGCGCGCAUGUCUUCCGGAAUGUUGGAGGCCAGUAGAAUGGACUCAAGCCCAGCUAGGAAGUCGGCAGGUGUGGUAUCCGCAUGAUUAAAUCCUAUUAUCUUUGAUAGGAGGGUGAUUUCCGCAGGUGAUAGACUCCUCUUCGAUAGGUUGACAACUCUCGUGGUCAAACUUCCUUGGUUCGUAGGACGGAAAAUUGAUUGUAUUUUCUCCUGGAGAUCAAGUCUCUUCUUCAAUCUGGCAUCCUAGGUGGUGGCGUUUAUUCUUUGCUGCACAUCCUGGAUUACGUGCUUUGGUAGCACUACAGCGCAUUGAUUUUUUAGGUCAGUAAUUUUUGCGUCGAAUUUGUGGAGACAAUUGUGAACGUCCGAUAUUACAGCGCUCAAAACACGCCAUCCGUAUUUGCGAGCAAGAAAUCUCCCGGUCUCAUUCGGCAAUGUCGGUUUGAAACAAAGAAACUUCGGUAACACACCGUGAUCGCUACAGCGGGGGAGAAAAGUCAGUUGUUCGCAAGUCAUCACAUGUCUUUGUGUGAAUUUCUCCCAAAAACUGGUAAUAAUAAGCGUUUGACUGCCGAAUAUGCGUCGUAGAUCAGAGGGGAUAUGCAUUCCGAGUUGAUAUAAUGAAAAACAGAAGAGGUUUUUCGGAAAAGUCGAGUUGUACUUGUGUAUUUUUGAGCUGGUAACACCAACCCGUCGUCAGACGAAAUGAAAACGAGGGAGAAAGAUAUUUUGUCACGGUAGACCAGUUGGUGUGAUAAGACAGAGCAGACCACUGACGUGUGAGGGGUGUGGGCUCCCGAGGUCAUGGUAGGUCACUGAGUGAGGGGCAGGGAAUGAAGAGGAGGCGGAACAAUUACGAUUUAAUUACAAUUCAAUUAUAUUUCAUGGAAGACAUGCAUAAAAAUACUCAUUCUUUUGAUAUUUUGGUAGAGAAUUACGCCUUCUUUCCAUUUUAUACUCAAAGGAAUGGUAUAUUUCGAUUUUAAAAAAUUUUCUGAUUGUAAGAUUUUUUUAAUAUCGUGAACUGGCCCCUCAUAAAACGUCGUGUCCUUCCAUUUACCAAAGUGAUUUGUAAAGGGGUAACAAUUGGGAUAUGGCACCCAACAAAUCCGUCACAAAUCCGCCUUCGGGCUAUAUCUGUGGUUGCAUGCCUGCUUUCACGCUCUACUUGGACUUUCCGCGACGGCUUAAUAUGGGCUGGCCGAACGAACAUCGCAGGAGGUUACAUGGAAGAUGGUCGCUGUUACCCAACCUUCCCCAUCGUUACACACGUACAUCUGAAUAUACGGCAUACAUGCGCAUUAUGGCAGUUUAUUACAAAACAAAAUCACAUUUAAUUAGGAUAAGUCUGCAGAACAUGGGACAGGAACAGUUCCUAGGCAUCUUUCAAAGACACGGCAUCGAGGCCAAACCAAAGACGGUACUGUACUUCGCCUAUGUGAGCCCACACAGCUCGACCACAUACAGGGUCUCCCUUGUAGAGUUUCCUUUUCAGUCUACUCCACUAUGUCUUAAUAGCAUUGGUGUGCAGUCCGGUCGUAGGGUCUUUGAAGUUCUUUGAGUGGUUAACAGAGAAAUGUAGAUAACCUUCUAAGGAAACGCGAUUAUACGCCUUCCACUCGUUCGUUACCACUAUACUGCCUUUGGCGACCCAUUUUGUGAUAACGGAACGGAGAGCGGGCCAACUUCGAUUGUUCACCUGUUUAAAUAAGGCUUCCCGUCGGCUAGUAUCGUACAUCCCGACCAGCCACCACACAUAAAACCCCAAUUACCACCUAUCCCGUCAGAUAGGCUUCUUUGGUUAGACGGACGUUUUUGGGUGCCAUCUCCCGAUUGUUUCCGAAAACAUUAACAAAAUAUGCUUUCUUUCAGUCGUCGGAUAGAAAAUCACGUUUUCUUUAUGUUUUAUAGUCGAAGAAGUUGUACAUUUAGGUUUUGAAAAAUAUUUCUGAUUCCCAAAUAAUUUGGAACCUGAUCGUUCGUUACAUUAGCGCUUAGUGGUUUCAGUAUACAAGGUGUAUGCGGUUCGCGUAAAGAAAAUCACAUAUUUUUCUCUCUCUUUAAAAAGAUGUGAAACAGAGUCCGUAAAAUGUCGCAAUGGAUGUGGUCUAUGUUAUGUAUUUAAUGAGGAACUGUGGUAGACGGCCAGGUGCGAUGCUAGGUGAAUGGGUCAUUGCGUGGUCUUAAAAAAUCCGAUAAUUCGUAACCUUUUAAAAAAAUUGUUAUACUCCUUCUUAGAGUUUAAAAUAUGAAGAAGCCCUGAGCCUUUUUCAAGCGAAUGAAAGAAAGCAUAUUUUUGGUUUCCAUAAAAUAUAUAUGGAUUUGAAAGUCCAUCGAAACCUAACGGGCAAAAUUCAUGCUAAAUAAGUAGUCAUUUUUUACCUAAUACGGAUUCAACUGGAGAUCGAAAAACAGUCUAUUCAAAUGUUGAAAUCCUGCCGAGUCCAAAAUAUUAUAUGAUUAUGCCGGACGAUAGUCAGUAUUAUAACCGCGCCUAAGUAAUCCUUCUUAACCGAAAACGCAUCUGAGAAUUCCAGCCGACAUUUCAAGAGAUCGACCACUCGUUGUUAAAUUAAGUCCGCUUCUUGAAGAAGGAGACACAAUAGCUGGGACAGGAACUUUAUUAGCCUAACGUUUCGGAUUCCUGCCCGAAUCCAUCAUCAGAGACAACAGCAAUUACGGGUGCUUCACACACAAGGGGCUGCAGUACGUAUAGGAUGCAGUCGCCAUACCACCGCAUACCAAUGAGCAUUCACGCCUGCCCCUUCAUCAGGGAUCGUUGAACACCAAGUGCAACGAUGCAGUUUACUCGCCAAAACUACUGCAAUGUCUGGAAUCCAUCAAAUCUGAUACAGUAAGUUGACUUCAGGACCUCGAAGCUCAGGUGGUUAGAGCGGUGGCUGCACUAAAGCCUCUACCUUACCGUCGUGGGUUAAAAUCCUACCGAGGCGCUGAGUUUUCCGCAGUUGGGUCAGUAUGAAUUAUUCACAAUCUGCCUAAACAUUUCUCCGUUAUGUUGACUUAAGCGACGAAGACAAAUCUUUCCUUUCCUUCGUCUGGUCAAUAAAACAUUACGAAAAUCUGAAAAAAAUUAUUGUGAAUAGCAGAACAACGGUAUGUGCAUUACCAAUUACGCGACUGUGUCUUCUUUUGGGCCAUUGACCUGUUCUAGAGGGCAUGAACAUUCUGUGGAUUUCCGAAAUCUCCAGUGAGCGUAUUUUUUCACUCACUGAAAAAUGCAGUCAUUUUCAAACCAUCUAACUGAAACAUGUCAUGCUACUAACGCUCAGAAACUCUAAAUUUUGCUCCAAAAUGUGCCUUAUUUGUUUGCUGAGUUGAAAAGAUAAGCCUUCAGCGGAACUUUAGAAGUAAGAUCCACUUAGACUUCCAAUUAACCGAUAACACCUCUUCACAUCGGCUGUACCUUUUUUCUGCUUUUAGCUUCCGUCUCGACUAGCCGUCUCCCGAGUGUAAUCCGUCUCGGUAGCUCCAGUGAUGUCACAAACGAGCCCCGCCAGUACGGCCUCCUCAAUACGGACUCGGAAGAUGAGGUGGCAAGCACUACAGAUCAGGAGGCGAACGAGGUCUCCGGUGAGGAAGUAUUUGAUCAGCGUUUGUUCGAGCCUGACGAGCGCUACCACCAUCUACGACAACCAGGUGAUGAGUCUGAGGGCACGGAGGGCGGCGCAGAGACCGUCCAAGGGACCGCGGUCUCUUUCGGCAUUGAUGGAUAUGCGACGUCACGCAGAGAAAAUGACUCCCUUCAGCCUGCGGACGGCAGUCGGGGUGAGAUCGGUGCUGCUGACGAUGCAAUUCUCGCCAGUCCCCCCAUAGCGGAGACCGGUAGCCUUCUCGCUGGGCUGUCUUUAAACGGCAUGACUGGUACGGUCGGCUCUGGCGUUGCCCUAUCCUCUGACCUCUCAACCGUUGGGCGUCCCCUCCACCGCAUGUUUCCCGCAAAUCACCUUGAAGUUGGCCAGGAGGCGACACGCCUGAGAGCCAACCGUUCCAGUUACCCGCCUCAGCUGCCCGACCACAGGGGCCGUGCUACAGCGAUUCAUCUUGGCCGCCGACACCCUCCACCGACUUCGCAUUGGAAUCGUAGCAGCCGUCUGGCGCACCUGACUGCCACGGCAGCAACCGCAACCCCGACAUCCCGCUCUAGCGGCUCCAGCGCGGCGACUACGCCACGUGAUGGCCACUUUGGCCCUUAUUUACACUCGCAUCAGCAACACCAGCGCUCAGUGUCAGGGAACCUCGCCACAACAGUCAGCGCGAGCACGGUGGCAGUUGAGUCGCUCCCCUUUUCAACGGCCUCGCCGGAGGGCUGGGUAAUCGCUCCGAGAUCUAGUGUAGCAAUGAAUGGCGAUCAUGUGAACCGCUUUGAUGACAGCUCUCGUGCCCCCACGCUGCCAGUUUUUCCUCACUCCAGCUCAACAUCGAGCGAGGCCGAAGAUGACAUUGGUGAUGGCUGUUGCCCCGAUCCUCACGGAUGGAGGGUGAGUCAUUCCCCUCCAUUUAAAGGGCAAUAUAUCGAUGGGCGCGGGGCGAAGCUAAUAAAUUUCACCCGAUUAACUUAAGUGAGAGAGUGCAAGAGAGAAGGCAAGUUUGAGAUCUCGAUACCACACAGUUGAACCUGAUUUACGACUGUCCGUAUUUUUGAUUUUCUUAACUCCCGAAAUUACAAUAGGUUGAACAAAUCAUGAAAAGUCAACCGAAAUUUCGAAAUGCGUUCUCGAUUCGGAAAGAUUAAUUAAGUGCGGUUGUAAAACUAAUCAUCAUACAGCAUAAUUCUAUAGUGAUCCAGUGUCCACAGGGUGCUGACUUUCUGGCUGUAUGUGAGAACCAUGCUCAGCAAAAAAGACUACUUAAAUAGCAUGCAAUUUUGUCAUUGAAUUUAGAUGCCCACAGAAAUUCAAUUAUGUUUCGUUUAAAACAUGCAUACGAAUAUUCCUUCUUUUAUUUAUUCGGUAGAAAACCACGUAGUCUUCCAAUUUCAUACUCGAAAUAAGAGUAUGAUUCGGUUUUAAUAAACUUUUCUAAUUCCUAAAUAAUUUUGAAACCGGCUUGCUGUUAUACUUGCAUUCAGAGUUUCAAAACUGCAAGCCGUAUUUAUGUUCCGUGUACGAAAAACCAUACAUUUUUUACGAUAAUAAAAGGAGGUCAUGUGAUUUUCAUAAAAUUAGGCUGUGGAUUUGGCAAUAUCGUUCACUUUACAAUCCAUAUUGGUAAAUGCGGAUACAUUACGCUUUAUGAACGGCCAUUUCGCGGUAUUAAAAAUCUCACAUUUAAAAACAUUUUUAAAACCGAAUUAUACUCCUCCUUUGAGUAUGAAAUUGAAGGCAGACGUUAUUUUCGACUUAAUAGACAAAAGAAUGAAUACUUUAUCCUUUUUCGUGAAAUGUAAUUGAACUUUCAAGGGCAUCUAAAAUGAAUGAGGAAAUCGCAGUGCCACAUAAGUAGUCAUUUUUUUCAGAUUAUAGUUCUUGGAUGCAGUCGGAAAUACAAUCGUUCGAAGGAAAGCACCCUUUGCUAGCUGGAUCAUUAUAGAAUUAUGAAAGAAGAUGAUUAGUUUUCCAGGCAUACUUAAUCAAUAUUUUCGAAACGAGAACGCAUUUCGAAAUUUAAGCCAACUUAGUUUGAGUUAGCCCACUAGUCCCCCUUGUCUUUGUCGGUAAUGCCAUUCUGCCUAUGUAUCAUGCGCCGCUGUGCGGCUGCUGGUUGGGCUCGAGAGAGAGCCCUUAAGGCAAAACGGAACGAGUAAGUUCCGUAUGAACGAUCGGUGAGCGCCCCCAACCACUGUAGUAUAUGCAUCCAAAUAAGAAAGACAACAUUGUUGGAUGUUGGCCAUAAAGGAAGAUCGGUCUGAAACUUCAACAGCCGCGUAUUGUAUCAAUAACAAAACAGGCAUCCCAGAAAUCGUGGUGAUGCUUACGCAACGGCAGACCAUACCUGCAGCAUUAUCGCGUCUACCAAGUGUCGCCUAAAUAACAUGUGAAUAGGAGUCUCAAAAAGUUAUUUUGAAGCAGCAUUUAACCGUUGCGUGUGACCCUUUUGAUCUCAUUUUGUUAUUCGCUUCUAUUCUUAACUGCAACCACCACCUCAGAUACGAUCUGUGAGUUAGCACUUCGCUAGUGAGUGCUAGCGAACUUAAGAAAAUCGAACGUAUAGUGUGCGAAUAUCAGCUUAGUCUGCCAUCUGUUGUCACUUUUGGUUUCGAAAACAAAACAUCCAAUUUUAUCGCAUCAUGAAAUCAUAUGCUUCUAAACGUCUUGUGGGGUUUUCUUUAUAACUUGCUACUAUACGACGUCUACUAACAUAGAAAAUUUGUCUACUAAUUACUUUUUAAUUCCCUUAGUUUCCUGUAGACCUAAAAUGUGCUGAUUUACUCCAAGUUUGCAGUUAAUUUCUAAGGAAAUUCCAAAGCAACAAUUUCUCAUUUAGACUAUCUACCAGAAUACAGAUAGCUAGCCGGGGGACCCACUGACAAGCUGAACCCCUGGAAGCUGUGCCAUACAGAGCCAGAGCAUCGAUGAAACACGCUUGUAUGGGCUUUUAGCUAGUACCUGUGCUGUUAGUAUGGAAUCACCUUAACCUUAUGUGUGUACUGCUGUAUUUUGAGAAGAAAUUAUACUUGGUGUUUAAACGACCUGAAAAAACCGGCCCUAUAUUAUCGUCAGUAGUUCCACUUCGUUAGAAUUAAAACAAACAUCUCUACCAAGUCUGUCUUUGUAAACUUUGAAAAGGAACUCAUGUUCAAUGUUGAGAGCGACUGAGAAAAACAGCCGUUACGUUCAUCAAAGCUAACUUCUCUGCACUUUGAGCAAUACUAAAGCUUCAAUGCACGAACUGGUCGGAUUUGGGGGAAUCGAAGAACCUGGCGGAUAAACUGGGGUUUUUACCUGCGAAACAAUACCGCUGCAUGUAAUGCUGUAAAAUGAGUUAACUGGUAACCACAAGCUCUCAUGGCCCAAUUACUGGUUCUUAUACAACGAAUCCGACAAAUAAUAUUGGAAAAUUUGAAUAGGCGAAGCAUCGAAACUCGUGACAGAGAUCUCUUGCCACUCACGCAUCAUCCCAUGUUCAAAAAACGGCCCACAGCCAAACGUACCACGCAUACCUACCGUCGGCCAAUCUGUCUGGGUUAUAAACUGGUCAGACGGGCUUCCCUUUCGACUUUGAGACGCAGACAUCCGUAUCUCUAUGCAUAUGUAUUUCGAUAUGCCCAGAUAUUCAAGGUCCAGAUGUCUUCCGAAGAAUAGAGGAUGAUCGUAUUGAAGAGGAGAUAAGUUCAUGUACCAAGUUGUAUUUUUACUGAAGUUCCGGAAACUUCCAAUUUUCUUUCAUCAGAUUAAUGUGCUUAUUGUUCCAUCAGCUCUUGAGUUGUUCAUCCUUGUCGCUUGCCUCGUAUUACGGCCGUGCUCGGUGCACGAACUCUGGCCUGCCCGUUUGCCAUUGACUGGCUGUGAACUCUUUGAGGCUGAUAAAUGCAGGAUUCGCGUGACCUCUAUCCCGUUUGGAUUCGGCGUAGUCGUAACCAAGUCUUUAUGCUUGCUAGCCUCCCGAAAGUCAGUCGGUGGACUGAUCAGCCGUUGCUGUUCGUGUGAGUUGCUCCCAGCCUCUCGAGUGCAUCGGUGAGACAGUGUUCGACUUUGGGCGCGUGACAUCUGGCGGCCACUUCCCUUCUGUUUCCUGAGCGUCAACCUAUCCUAGUGGGCCUGAUAGAACUUAUCCGAGCUUUGCGCGUAACGUCUGAUAGGCGGGGUGCAGGUCCAUAGUUCGGUUGAUUAGGCCUGUCGAGGACCAACUUUCGAGGACCAUUCUGGCCAACUUGUCAUUGGCUCGGCCUUCCAAAGGCGAAAAUGUGACUCAACUGCUAUAUGUGGCAGCCAGCAAUUGGCGCAUCCUCCACUUCCGAAGCAACUCACAAAGGUGGUUGUGACAGACCCUCAACCAUCGUGUCCAAACACACUAAGACAAUGAAAGUGAGAGAGAAAGGAUGAAGUAUCUACACGACCUUCGAGGCCGAGGACUAUCCGAAUCUCUUCAUGUGCCAGUGCUUCAAAAACCUCAUUUUGAGCGAUCAAGCGGAGAAAAGUCGUAGUUGUGGCUUUCAGUCCGCCAUUUUAAGCACGUUUUGGAGGUGACGGCAACGAAGCUAUAACCUUUUGGGAUAAGUGGGGCUCAUUAACUAAAAUGCACCAACUAGGAGCCAAUCAUAGGCUCCCGAAAACUCGUUAUCAGUAACAAAACAAUCAAUAGUUUUGUACAGUUUAGCAUGCCAGAAUUGCAAUACGAACUAUGUUGGUGAAACGGGCAAACGCCUAGCGGCUACCGAGUUGCUUUUUUGAUUCUGUCUGUCUCAUGCAUGAGAGUGCAAAAAUCUGUGAGAUUCCCAUUUGGAGAAAACAAUCUACACAGAUGACAUAAGUUUACUUGAUGGCCUUUUUCGUCGGAAUAGGAUGCUUUCGCUUGAUUAAACAUACAGCUGACAGCAAUCUGUCUUUGCAAGAUAGGGUGGCUACUCUUAUAGUUUAGAAUGACUUCCACAUAAGUUUCUUUGUGGUGAACCGUUAUGCAUAACGUUAUGUGGGUCAUUCGCUGUUUACGCCCUGCCCCCCAAAACGGGCUACGUCUUACAUACGCUGGACCAACACGGGGGCCACAUCGGAUUCUGGCAGGCGUUAUCUUUGCGCAAUAACAAAUGCCAACAUCUAGGGGGUGCGCUGGCGUCGAAGAAAUGGGCCCGCUUCCGCGCCCUCAAAAUCCUGGUCAUUUGUUGUGUGGACUAUGGGGUGCGGAGUUGAGCGCCAAGGGGAGGAUCCGUCCGAGCCAUCCACCUGCGGCUUCUCUCGUCUCCGGUCUUCUUGACUCUGUCUUGACACCGGGCUCAGGCGGGGGAGCAGGAGAGAGUGUAGGUAGAUGCUACGGAAAUCUACUGACACUAUAAACCCCUGCGCAAGUCGACGUCCCUGCUCCCACCACUGCUGUGGGGUAUACGGUGGACAUCGUCGAACACGACGGUCGAAAUACUGCGUCCUGCUUCACAGUCGCCUGCCGUGCAUUACAUUUUCCUGCCUCUUUGUCGCGGUGUACCAGCCGAAUAGGAAUUCAACCUAUGAUCCGAUGUCGGCGCACCCAUUUUCCCCACCCGCCAGCUGACUUAAAUCUCUUCAGAGCACAUUUUGGUAGUUAUGAGCAUACAAUAUCUAGCAUUCGCACGUAACAAAAACACAAAAAUACAGUCUUUUAAUACCCGCUUUUGUUAUAUAGCCGCGUGUUGGUUGGUUUACCUGCUGCACAUAUAUCACUCAUUGCCGCCCCCUCAGAUUCAGCUAACACAGGUGCUUAAUAUGCUCACUGUUGUCUUUAGUACUUUUCUAUUUUCCGACUUAUGCGUGAUCUGCUAUUGUGUUUGGGCACAAGCCCGGCACUGUGUAGGCGGGAGGUAACCCGUUUGUUCUGCUUGUAGACGCCAAGUUCAAGAAGCAUCUCUCAAGCAGCUCUCUACUCACAGGGUUUUCGUUUUUUGUGAGUAAAUUGAGCUAUAAAAAAUCAGAUGACCGAUCUUUUCAUAUGUAAAGUGGGCGACGCUCUCCGGGUUUGCGUUAUUUCUUCAAACUGUCAAAAAAGUCACAAAUCUUUCUUUUAUUGUAUUUUCUGCAGUUAAAGCAGUCCUUGUGUGAAUUAAUUUAAAAUGAAAAACUUAUACGCAGUCUAAUUUGGUUACUUUUUGUGAAGUCUGGGAAGACUUGGAAACGGGAUAAGGCCAAUUUGCCAAUUUUGACCUAGCACUCUUCCAUAUUUUCUCUGAUAAUAGGUUUUAGAGGUAAUCGUAAACGUAAACAUAAGCAUACUUUAACAGCGAUCGCCUCUAGUGCUUCCGAAACAUUACAUGUAAGCGGUCAUUCAGCGCAUUCGACUGACAUUUCACACGAAAAUCGAUUUGAUCCGUCAGCCUGUAAGAAACAAGUUUCUGUCCACCUCAAGAUCAAUUUGCUUCCUAACCUGUCCAUAGGCAUCCUGCAAGGACUCACGUGCUCGUUUCAAGUACGUCCUUGAAUCUGAACUCUUCGCCGACGUCUGCUUCCUCGUUGGCGCCGCGCCCAGAUCUACCAAUACCGUCUCCAAUCGACCCUCAAGGGUCCCAACACUCUCUCGACAGCCAACGUUCUCUAACGAGACAGACGAUCGAAAGCAGCGUAUGAUCUCCUCUAUGAUUGCCCAGGUCUCAGGCUCUGUGUCGCGUGGACAAGCCAGUCCUCCCAAUGGCGCUGUCGAGGCCCCAGUUGACGAACCGACCGCAGCUGAGAAGGCGAAACGCCUUACGGAGCUCCUGCUUGCCAUGAAUAUGGAGCAGUCAACCGCGAGUGAGGGCAUGCUUCGGCCCUCCGAAGUCUCCCUCGACCCCUCUCCCUCCUCAACCGCUUCCUCCUCCUCCGCGCCCAUCUCUUCAUCCCUUACGGAGAACGAAGAUCAACCGUCUGUUGCAGUCAUGUGUGACAUGACCGAUACAUCCGACAUUGACUCAGACGAACGCCCAGUGGACACUGUCUCCACCUGCACUCAAACCCGUUCGGGUGCCCUCAUCUAUCGUCAGGUUCCAAAGGCUCAAGCAAGUGGACCUGCCGAGGGCUCCGAGGCGACAGCGGCUGCGGCGGUGGCGACCGUAGAACCAGCUGCUGGUGAGUCAACUUUGUCGUCUUCCACCUUGGUAAGGGCUGAUGAGGCGACGGAUGGGCUAACAAAGAAGUCAGCUGCUCGUCCAGAAAGUCCAGACUCCACUUCACGGAUGGAUUUUCGGGAGAGCGAUCAGCUCCAGCUGCAGCAACAGCAACCCACACGGUUUUCUGCCCACCGUCUCAUCCUCGCGCUGGCCUCACCCGUCUUUGAGGCUAUGUUCUUUGGUCUCUUUACGGAGAACAUGGCGUGCAAUCGACGCUCCGCCACCGCGGAUGGUGGUGGCAAUACUUCGGGCAGUGGCUUCGGCGGUUCUCUGACCAACAAGAGCAAUAUGCUGGAGCUCUGCAUCUCAGACGUGACUCCGAAGGUGAGUAUCAAAAUCGCAUCUGUACUCUAUUUAGCGCUUCUUGCAUAAUCAACACAAUAGGAAACCAGUCGCUGAAAUAUUGUUUAUUCUGAUUUACCUAUUUUCCACAUGGGAAAUUUAGCUGUUAACAGUGCAUUUCUUCUGGCACUAUUAUAAAAACGUUUGUUCCUUAAUUGCAUAACAGUUGAACCUUACAAAGAGAGCCGUAGUUUGAAGGUGGUGGGACAGUCAUUAGCACAAGACCACAUGUAAUCCGUCUUUUUGCCUUUUACUGCAUCGUCCUAUGUGUUGGGACCUUUGUCUCCGGCAUGUUUCCGCUCACUGGUACCAUCGCCUUUUUCAACCACUGUCCUUAAGAUGCCUUUGGCUUCGUAGACUUAAAUUCCACCGAAACCGUCGAGUUUUGCACAAUCUAAAUAGCUGAAUUGUUCAAGUCCGUCAAAGAAAACCUAUCACAAUAGUGAGUCUAGUAGUCAUCUGGUGGAUUCUAUGUUGAUUGGUUAGGGAAUGCAGCCUAGGCAGUCUGCUUACUGAUCAGAAGGAGAAGCGAUCGCUGUAACAAGGGGUUUAUUCGCCAGACGUUUCGGAUUCUCACUUGAAUCCAUCAUCAGAGACAGUAGCAGAAAAGGGUGACUCGUGCACAGGAAGUUGCAGUAUUUAUAGGAUGCGGUCGCUAUUCUACCGCAUACCUAUUGCAAUUAACCGCGCUCCAGUUCAUUAAGGAUUGUUGCCCGCUGGUGCGCUAAUUGCUUGCUGGCCGGCAUGCAAGUUGUAAAUUACCAAAAUUUCAUCAUCCGUGUUGGAUGCUGGCGUGAUGAUUGCUCGGCCAUCUGGCUCACCGGCUUGCGCGCGCUGGUCUGUGUGCAGUUGCACACAGACCGGAGGCCUGCAUGAAGCAACAGGUGAUGAGACCAAAAGACUCACUGCCACGGCAUGAAACACCUGGAGUCGUUUACAGGUCAUGGUGCAGUUGCGGACAAAGCACCUACUUCGGAGAAACUGGAAAACUGCUCCGAACGCGAAUUGCCGAACACGCGGCAGCGGUACGGAGGCAUGACGCCAACUCUCAAGUCGCGGCCCAUUCGACGAGACCCGGCCACACAUUCAAGUUCGACAAAGCCGACGAGGGGAUAAUCGUGUGAGCCGCGAGUUGCUUGAGUCAUGGUUCACGGGACCUUAAUCAAUCAGCAAGUGCAACGACAUGCCCACUCCAUACUCCUUGCUGAGGCAUAGGCUGGCCAAGGUAACUGACCACUCGGGGCGCGCGCAAGCCGGUGAGCCAGAUGGCCGAGCAAUCAUCACGCCGGCAUCCAGCACGGGUGAUGACAUUUCGGUAAUUAACAACUUGCAUACCGGCCAGCAAGCCAUAAGUGCACCAGCGGGCAACGAUCCUUUAUGAAGAGGAGCGCGGUUAAUUGCUAUAGGUAUGCGGUAGCAUAGCGACUGCAUCCUAUAAAUACUGCAACUUCCUUGCACGAGUCACCCUUUUCUGCUGCCGUCUCUGAUGAUGGAUUCAAGUGAGAAUCCGAAACGUCAGGCGAAUAAAGCCCUUGCUCUAGCGAUCGCUUCUUCUUCUGAUCAACUCGAUCCCGGAACUGACAUCUUCGCUUUUAUCGGUAGUCUGCCUUUUGUCUCAUAAUUUGUGAAUCGCGUGCAUUGCGGUAAACUGGGUGGGUCAUUUGAUCCAAGUGCGAUUUACAUCCUGGCUCUCAGUCUCGGCCCUGUGGUUCAGGUGGUUAGAACGUUGACCGUUUUCAGACCUUUCCCAUUCUGCCGUGUGUUCAAACCCCGGACUUUUCAGAAGUGGAUCAACUCAAAUGUUCACCGCUGCCUUAACCGCAUAGCAACGAAAGCAAACCGCUACUUUUAACUUGUCAGACAGUUUGCUCUCUUUAACCCUGCGCUUCUUCCUCAGAUUGAUGGUCAGGUGUUGUUUUUGCAUGCAACAAGUCACUGCCUUGGAAUGGUUAAGUGCUCAAGGCGCCAACCCUACUUGGUGCCUGAUGACGCAGCUUGAACGCCCCCCCCGCCCUCACUCGAGUUGGUAAUUCUUAAAUUCUGAUCUACAUUCUGCGAAUACACCUAGGUCCUUACUCCCGAGAACACGCGCAGGGAUCACUGCCUAGGGCAGAUCUCGAAAACAAUCACAUUUACGUCUGUCAGAAUAACAUAGACUAUUCAUUUUGACCUAACUGUGAAGCAUUCGGUGACCUCAAUAGCUUUCGAACCCAGGACAGAAAGUCGGACAUUUGAUGACGGCCAACACGCCAGCCAAUUGAGCCACAGAAACUGUGAAUUUAAUCAAAUUUGAGUCACGUUAUGCGCCCAGUCUACUCCAAUGUUUGACUAGCUCGGAGCUCAGUUCGGUAGGUUCUCUGGAGUGAAAGAGGUACGUAUGCGAUGCGUAGUGACAUUUGAUAAAUGGACGGUAUCAGAUUCUGCCCGAAUGCAGAAGAAUUUAACCAGAGAGGCUUCCCCGGCAUCGCUGCAGUAACUCGUGUCUGUCAUUUGCGCGAAAGCACAGCUGUAUAUGAUUUUCACAUGCCUCCCCCACUUCCAGAGAUCGUCUCAUGUUCUUCGGCAUUUGUCAGCCUGUUCUACCAAUAGGGUUGCCUCCACUGGAACAGUUGAAAUAGUCAACGCACAUAAAAAUGACCUGAGCCAGAAAUCUUGACCUUGGCACUCAGGUGUAUAAACUGGACGCGUUCUUUAACAGCUAGAAAUUCUGUUGAAAAGUCUAUGGAUUUUCUUACUAUGCCUUAGCCCCAGCUUCUGGUUGCUGUUCAACCGUUCGCGCUUCUCUUUUACUGAUAAAGCUGCUCUCACAGGAUGUCGUUUGGGAAAAUUUAAAAGAAUCAGCAAUUCUUCAGCCAGCGUUUGCUCUAUUUCAAGCGGAGCACAAGUAACAAAAGGACUUAAAAAAUUAUGAAGAGUCCAGCUGCAUGAAGAAGACUGCUUUUAAUUAAAAUGAAGACCUCGGAUGGUCGCGCUAAGAACUGAUUGAAUUGUGUUAGUGACGCUUUCGAUGUUUCGCCUCUGUCGUAUUUUGUAGCCCUACCUGCAUUAGACAAGCCCCUGCACAACUCUAAACCCCCAACCCCUAACGCCUGCCCCCCGCUAACCCCAACAGGUGGGAUUACGAAAUAGGGUCUCGCCGCUUCUUUGUGUGCCAAUAAAGCAAACUCAACCAAACAUGUCUGUGCUGUUGUCGAAAGUUACUUUUAUUGACGCCAGUAAAGCAGGUCGCAGGGAACCAAUGACGGAGCAGGUUUCUCUCCUUCCACGUGCAAUGGCCUUGAGGGUAUACGUUUUGUUAAGGGACGUGUGGUUAAAUUAAUUGCCGCCGUUUACAGCUUUAAGGUGGGUGAAUGCACCGAUGUAGAAAUUCAUAGAUGUUUUGCUCGUCGAUUCUUAGUACGUAAAUAUGGCAUUUUUUGAUAAAUUAACUGAAAUUCUGGAAUGGGUUUUUGAUUUAAAAAGAUUGCUUAAGCUGGAUGGUGAUAUUAAUUGACAUGCGGAAUAAUCCCGAGAUAUUUUUAUCCCGAUGGGUGCUUGAUCUUGAAUGAGCGUCUUUCUAGUCGUCUGCGAAAACCUCGCUCCGUAAAAAUGACUACUUUAGUAGUAUGACUUUGUCCCGCCGGUGUUCGACGCCUCUACUUAUUUAAACAUAUGUUUUAGAAAUCAUGCCGAAAAAUCUUCGACUGGCUGUCGAAGCCAGAAUUGGCCAUUCUAGUCUCCCUUGUCUUUGUCGGUAUAAACAUUCUGCCCAUAUCUUGCGCCGCUAUGCGGCUGCCGGUUGAACUCGAGAGAGAGCCUGUAAGGCCCAACGGAACAAGUGAGUUCCGUAAGCACGAUCGAUGAGCGCCCUCUUACCAUUAUAUAUUCCCGCUCGAGAACCAACAGGGCAACGGGCUCGUGGCCCAGUGUUUAGAGGCGUGGACUUCUAACCAACAGGUUGCGAGUUCGAGACUCGGGUGUUCCACACUUCGGAGUUGGGUAUGACUGGCUAACGACGGCUAAUAAGCCAGAAAGGGCCAUUCCAGUCUCACUUGUCUUUGUCGGUAAUAACAUACUGCCUGUACCUUUCUAUAUCUAUAUCUACCGUUAUAUAUAAGGCACGAAAACAAGGUGAAAGAUGACAAAUUCAAGCCGAGUAGUUCACGCUGGCUCUGUAACGUCCACAUGCAGUGCUUCAUUCGAUGCACAUCACGUCGGAGUGAGAGAUCCCGCAGUUGUAGGCGAGCAUGUGUGUCCUGGGAGAUUCCGCGAUUUGAAAUUAUCUAACACCUUGCUAUUUUCUCAUGGACUUGAUUGCCACCUUCAUUCUAAAAUGUCGUUGCACAAAACUCCACUCUCCGCCCUGGACGCGAAAAACCACUUUCGGUAUGUUGGCUAGGUGUAGCGUAGAUGUGUAAUCGCAUGCAUCGGCCGACCUUUUUUUCGCUCGUAUGCAUCCGUUUGAGUCAGCCAUUGAGUGUCGGAUUUCCGUGCUUCCCUUCUAAUUAAUUCCUCCAGAAAUUAGUAGAACUUCCUCAGGGUGGAUGUGAAAUCAGCCCCCUCAUUUGCAUUCGCUGGGACGUUGGUGGCAGAAAAAAUAGCAACUGUUGACACCGCCGUGCACAAAACCUACUGUGGGAAGGAAAGCAAGACGCGUGUGUUUUUACUCAGGUGAACACGCAGUGGUCCUGACAAUGACUAAGACUGAAGUAGGCAAGAACAGCAGGAUUUAUUGGCACCAAAAAAUUUCGCGACUGCUCUUCAGCUGCUUCCUGUUUUCGCUAUUGUUAAAGACAUUAAGGAGGCUGAAGAACUACUUUCUAUUAUGAAUAAGCUGCAUCCAAAGAUCAAAUUUACAAUGGAGAAGGAACAAGACAACCAGCUAUCCUUUCUGGAUGUUUUUAUGUUUAGAAAGGAAGAUGGUUCUAUAAGACGUUCUGUCUUCCAUAAGAAUACCUGGAGGGGACAUUACUUGCAUUUUUUGAGUUUUGUACCUAUCCAAUGGAAACGUAACUUGGUAUACGCUCUUUUCCAAAGGGCUAGAAACAUUUGCUCCAAUGACACACUGGAUGCAGAAUUUGCACGUCUCAAAGAAGCUCUACUUAAGCGUGGAUAUCCCGCACGGUUCAUCCACAAAUACAGCAACUCUACACGGCCAAAACUGACAGAGCAUUCAGCUUCGAAAAAUCCCGUCUUUAUAUCUUUGCCCUUUAAGGGCGACAAUAUUUUAAAUACUUUCAAACGGCGGCUACGUUCUACCAUUGAAAGGACAUACAAUGCAGCCGAACUAGUAUUCUGCAGUCCUACUAAGCCACUUCCGAUUCCACGGGCAAAGGAUGCCCUGCCAAUGCACGCCACGUCAAAUUGUGUUUAUGAAUUCACAUGCACUUGCGGAUGCAAGUACAUUGGGCGAACGCAAAGGCAGUUGGCAGCCAGAUCCAUUGAGCACCUGCCCAAGUGGCUCCUUAGACAAGAAAAUAAGAUCCCACGUUCAUCCAUUACGAAACACCUACUUGAUACUGGUCACACCGUCGACCCCAAAACUUCCUUCCAAGUACUUGUUCGGGCACGAACAACUAGGACAUUGCGUUACCUGGAGGCAGCCUAUAUACGACGAGUGAAACCAGAUCUUUGCAAACAAUUGGAGCACGUGGUUAACCUAACAUCACCAUGGUAGCCUCUGGCUCCAUGAUUCCCCCUCUCUCCUCUCAUUUUUUGCUCUUUAACGUUUCCUUCUUUUUCACUUUCUUCCCCUACGGCGUUUGUGUUAUUAACUUUAUCGAUUAGCCAACUUUGCCCAAAACCCUAACCUUGCUGUUUCUGCAUCGAUUUUCUGCAUGAAUUCAAAUCUGUUGUAUUGUUCUCACUCGUUAUCCCUCUUAUGAAGCGACAGGAAGCAGCUGAAGAGCAAUCGCGAAAUUUUUUGGUGCCAAUAAAUCCUGCUGUUCUUGCCUAAUUCAGCUUCGUACCGGGGACAAAAUGCUUCAAAUGACUAAGACAUUUUGACUUUUCCUCUCUCCUGUCCGAUUUCUACUGCCAAUACUAUUGGGACGACAUUUCAAAAGACGAGACGUUCACUGGGAGAGUUUUAUUUAAAGUCUGACGUUACAAGUAGGGAUUCCGCUCACCCACCCUCCAAGAGUAUAAAUCGAAGUGGGAACCACAUACUAGCAAUUAAUGGCACACCGGCCACAACAGCAACCAACCGCUGCAAUACAAGCGAAGCUGUGUACGCAUGCUGUACUGGCGGGUGGAAACUCAUUGCAUCACGCUAGCCACCAAAUGCGACUAGAUGAGGCUUCUGUGAGUACUGUUCAAAGCCAACAGACAUCCGCGCUCCUCAAUUGUCGUCGCGACAAACGAGGGCGGAGCGACACAGGUUACGGUAGAGAACGGGAUCAGAGGCAGCCCCAUAGUUAGCAUUGGCGGCUGCCGCAUCAAAAGAAUGUGCUAUACAAUGAUAUCUAUGCGCGAGACUUUGAGGAUGCAUGAAGGUCAUCACUAUACGAAGCGUCAGACCCUUACUAAGUCUCUCCUUCUUUUUAGGAGAUCCUUCUACUGAUAAUGCAGAAUAUUUUAGUAAUAUUUGUUAGUAGUAUAGCCGGCGUUGCCGACAAAACGUUUUCGAAACGCAAGAUGAAAAUAAUUUGGUGGUAAUGAACACUUUUGGCGAAUCAGACUAGAGAAAGCGAAACCGUCUUUCAUCGACGCGCUGUUUGUUACAAAGCAAUUUCGAGUUUCUCCCACCUCCUGAGUUCACACCGCGUGUUCUAUGCUCUGAAAAUCAAGAGGACUAGUUGAUACUUCAGUCUGCUUCGCAACGCGAGCCAACUUUUCUUUUAAAUUACUUCCUUCUUGUUACAGGUGACCAGCAGUGGGGUCAUAAAAAGGCAUGAAUUAGAAAGGUUUUGGGCAGGUUCCCCUACUGUGCCUGUGUCAAUAUGCCCACCCUACUAAUUAGCAAUAAUUACUAUGCUCCAACUCCCCCGACAGGGCAGAUCCUUGAGUUUUUCUCGAUUUUUUUCGUUUGCGAAUCUAAUUCACACACCGAAUGCGAUGUUAUCCUAUCUAAUUCAUAAAGCUGAAGUUACGGUUGUUCCUACGUGCUUGACAUGGUUGCGCGAUAGCCCACGGGCUUUCGUACAUGCGUUAACACCCAAUUUUGUGCUCUCACGGGUGCCUCGCGUCUAAAUCACUCCGACAUCUGCCGUCUGGAUUGAAAUCCGUUUCCUGCUUAUCCCUGGAAGUAACUUGUAAGAAUUACCUCGCGGAAUUUGUCCAUAUUUCAGACCAAAAGCGGGCUCGGUGUUUUGAGAACUCGUUAACCUCCACCUUUGAGCCUUCACAAUGUCUUUACACUACCAGAGACAUUGGAUGCUUAGCGACGUUUGAAUUGCCCUGUCGAAUCACAUUCAUUUCCACUUCACUGGACAAACUCGGGCAGCCUAUUUGUGUUUCCGAUCAUCCCCAGCGUUCUUUUAGCGUCUUUUGGGAGCUGGGGGAUGGGGUAUGACGAAAUAAAUGCUUUUAGGUUUAACCUGCUUGAAAGAAAUCAAACAUUUUGCAACCCUGAGAAUUUAUUUCUUUGCCUAUGGAAUGCAGAAAGGCUUUGUCCGACAGGGCGAUGGCUUCUAUUUAUACCAGUCCAGUUAUUGAUGUUCGUGGUAGAUGACCUGUUUAGUUGAAUUGUUUCGACCACAGAUUUUCGUCUGAAUUAUAUUUUCGGUGAGUUCCGUCCUUUCAGCUGACUACCGUUCCUUUUUCUUUGCUCUAAUUUCCAGGCAUUCCAGCAGUGCUUACGCUUCAUCUACCACGACGAUCUCCAACUGCCAGAUGACAUUGACGAACUCUACGACAUCCUCUACGCCGCCAAGAAGUACCUUCUGCCUCAACUUGCGUCUGCUAGCGCUUCUCAACUCAUUGUAAGUAAAUGAACAUUGUGCGACGUUAUCUCCAAAGACAAGGGAUGUCAUUCCUCCAAAUGUAAUAUGAUUUGGUGCUAGCGUUUUCCCAUAAAGAACCACCGAAAAACAUUAAGCAUAGUCAUAAUAUGUUACCGUGCAUCGCCUGCUACAAAAGUACUUUGCAUCUGAAAAUAAAAAAUGCUCGCUUUUUGAAAUCGCGUCUGGACGGUUUCGAUAAUGAUAGUAGAUUCACCUUCCGGAUUUCGAAUACUGAAUUGAAGCUCUCGAUACAACGACAGGGCUUCUGAGUCAGCGUGUUGAAUGCAUUAAACAAACUGCGGCGGCAAAAGGGUAAUGCUACUUGAUAAAAAAUGUCGUUAUGCAGCGUGGUAAGCAACUGGACUCCUUUUCACUCAACCCUCCAGAACUUCACGCAUACCGACAGGGAGCGUCUGCCUUAUUUGUUUAGUCAUCCGACAUUGCGUCUCCGCGUCUGCACUUUAUAGAUCUUAUAUAGAAAUGCUAUUUAUUGAAACAUCCCGAGACGACAAUUCUACAUACUAGAGCUACUAGCAUUCGUCUUGCCAAGGCUGGUUCCUUACUAUGUAGAGGCCACCUGAAAUUUAAUUUCGAAAUGAAGAACUAUGAUAAUAGGGGUUUAGGGAACUAUGUUUUUUCAAAAAAUGCCACAACGUUUCUCUAAAUUUAUCACGAGAGCCAUCUGCAUUUCGUUAUCAAGUGUGAGCGUCAUCAGGCAUUUUGAGCAGAACAGGACACCUCUGUUCGGCCGUCAGAUCUCAAAUAUGACAAGCCUUGACACGAUUUACGAUUGUGGUAAUCAUUUAGUCAACUACAAACUUCAUAAAUUUAUGUUUCGGAUGCAAACAGACUUCAUUGUUAUGGUUACCACUGAUUGGCGGAGACCACCUUUGUGGGCGAUUGCAGUCCCAGCGAAGAUCCGUCACGACUAAGCAGACGCCUUGAUCAAAUUGUCUCAAGAACCUUCCCAGAGGCAAGGGUUCAAAUAUCAUUCUCUACACAGCUUAUAUUACGCGGAGAAGGGAAGAACAGGCUGCUAUUUCAGGCAACCUUGAGGUGCAUCUUUUCAUUUUCUUGCUCCUGUUGAGCAGGUCAUAUUAGUCGUACGAGUCGGCGUCUAUGCAAAAUAAUACAAUAACCCUCCAGCACGGCUUGCAAAAGGUGAAACGAUGAGCGUAACCAGUGCCAUUCUUGCACAUUUAGUUGAUGCAGGGUAUCGUAUGGACACCGACGAAGCUUUUCGUGUGAUUUAUAAAGUCCCAUCGAGCUAUCCUAAGCUACUAUAUCGAUGCCUGUUAGCAACAGCGGAAGCGACCGCAGUCAGGUUACGAAAACCGACCCAAAGCACUCGGAAGAAACUCGUUCAGGCUCCGCGCUUACCGUAGCCAAAGGUUGACUAACAGCAUGCAACUUCCUUCGCCCUUCCGCUUUUGCCAAGCCUGUAUUUUAAAAACUUUAUUUUGUUUAUCUUUUCAGUCAAUUUACCCCGUUUCCAUAUAACCAUACAGGCCUGAAGAGAAGUUAUCGAUAGCAACGUUCGCUCGCCACUUUGCCUUCUGAUUAUUUAAAAUUUGUCAAAAUGCCAUAGUGUAAAAACUCUUCACUUAUGCCCCGCCUGUGUUUUAAAACUUGCUUUUAUCGAUUUUUUCAAUCACUCGCGUGUUUGACGGUACCGUGCUUCCAUAUGAUUGUGCUGACCAGAGGAGAAGUUAUCGAAACUAAUAUUUGCUCAACAACUCGUCUUCUGCAUAUCUGGUAUCUUUUGACGAACGGUUUCUCUUUGCUCUGACAGCUUGCGCUAACGGCAAGCACAUUUUCUCGUCAAGAUUCAAAUGGAUGUAGACCUUGGAAACUGCUUAAUCCCGUAAGAGGUGGCGAUUGUUUUUGAUGUUUGAUCUUUUCAGCUAGCUCAUCAUCGAAAAGCGGCCGAGUAGCACAGAUUUGAGCAUUGUCCAGUGGAAGCCGCCCUGAGUAAGUAUAUUCAAUAUUGCAACAUGAGUAUACGGUCGGUUAAGCGUUGGCAGUUGACAGCUACUACGCGGUUGUCCCAUCUUGACCGACGGACUCCGAUUUAACUAUUUUUACCAAAUUUCGGACCGAUCUACUCCAGGCCAACGAUUCAGUCCUGAGAUUAAAAGGGCUGAUAUUUGAAAACCUCUAAUUUUGCUGAUAGAUGCGAACAGGCGAUUUCCAGGUAAGAGUUCAAAAGACGAAAAUGCGACCACUGGAACAGGAACCCAGUGAUCCAGCGAUCGCAUCUUCGUCUUCUGAACUUCUAAUUUUCUGCUAAAAAUUCCACCUUCUCCUAAACAGUUCUCCCGAAAUUGUAUUUCCUCCAGUUCGGUCUACUUUCUUACACGUUAAGCUUGUAAUCGUGAUCCGCUUUUACUUCUGUUAAUCGGAAUUGAAUUCGAAAAUAGCAAUUUCGUACAUCCUAACAGAUGCGGACGUUGAGUUUAUUUAAACCCGAAAGCAUUACUGACGAAAGUUAUCGUAACAAAUGUGAUACGCAUCUAUGUUGUUGUUUAAUUCAGCAUCGAUGGUAGCAUUAUCCACUGGCGUUUUCUCGGUCCUGACAAGGAGCUUUUAAGCGACAUGAUCAGAUUUUCGUCAUAGCAAUAUAACCAACUCCUCAGCCACUUGUCAGAGUAAACAGACGCUUAGGCUUCAAUGUGUGUCGAUCGGCCAGAGUCCAGAAGAUCUACUGAACCUCAUCACUCAAACAUUGAGCUGGGAGUUCAUAAGCAGUUCAUAAGCAUUAGGUAAAGCCUAAGGGGAACCCUGGAGCUUUUAAGGCAGAGGGGAAUAACUAAUUUCCGACGUUUCGAGAGGUCCUAUUUUUUCCUCAUUUUUCAGCCUAAACAGUUGUUUUUUAGCUGGCCUGGAAGGAAUUAAUGACGUUAAGCACAAAAAAGACGGCACGAAAAAGAAGUUAAGUGUAUGUAUUUCGAGUGCGGUAGACAAUUCUAGCUCGUUCCGGAUGGACAUGGGAUCGUCGAUUUCCAUUGUAAGUGUUCUCCACAGUUCCGCGGGGGGGGUUGUAUGGAAGGCUUUCUUCUUUGACGACAAAUGCCUAUGCUGUCUGCACCGAAUGGGUUAUCAUUGGAGCCCCAACUCUCGCAACUGUCUCAUGCAUUGACAGCAAAUCGGCGAAACGUUGCUGGACUUUUAGCUAGUGCAUGUGAUCUCAUUAUGCUAAACUAUGAGGCAUGUGCAUGUGUGCACAUACAUUCUGGGCCCAGCGUGAUUUGAAUGUUAACUAACUAGGUCAUAACAAACACUGACAUAUACUUAUGAUGACUGCUCACUUAAAAUCUUUCCUUGCAUGCCCUUCUUUUGCUUACCAGAAUCAUAUGACCCCGCAAAACGUUCUCUUCCAACUGAACAAGAGUUCUGCCAUUGAUGAAGAAGAACUUACCCGAAUUUGCUGGCGCACAAUUGAUCUGAUGGUGGGUGCCCUCCAGCAUUAUCCAUCCUCUUUCUUUACUGAUAGCUUGAUAUUUCCGUCCAUUCCUAGUUAUUAUGUCUGCCACCCCAAGUCACUGGCAAUUUGAAAUUUACGCAUGUCAUGUCACAUCACCCCAUGUCAUUGUAGCAUUCUGCCUUUCUACUGGAAAGUUUUUCCUGUGUAUAUUUGCUUCUUCAAUGAAAAAAUUAAGAUUGAUUUUACCACCACCCUGUUUAAUAUAUUCACCGUUUUGCCUAACGGGGAAAUAACAAAUUACCCUAUUUUCAAUAGGCUCAGUUAAAGGUGAAUCGAGUAAUUUUUCGAUGAGGUAGAGACGAUACGUUGUAAAUAAUGUCAACUUAUGUAAUGAGGCCAUACGUUGAGUAGCGUCUGGGACACCGAAGACAUUUCAGGGGUGCAGCGCAUUUCACAGGCAAAUGCCUGUUUGCAGCGCGGACAUGGGGACUUCAGUCUCGUCCAUUGCUGUCGAACAGACAGGAUAGACCGGCACAACUCAGUUCCAUGUGUGGAAAACAGGCACACUUAGCAUCGGUCUCGGAACUCAGCCUAACUGACCUAUAUAUAAACCGCCGAUUGUGUCGCACUAAUUAGUGACUUUCGGUACUUCAGUCUACCUACAAUAUUUAUUGAUUUUAUUCUAUACAUAAAGUUCUGUGUUAUGUCGCAAAAGGUCAAGUAGUAAUUAAUCAAGACGCCAUAAGCAGUCCUAAACUAAUGAUAGUGAGAUUGAAAACGAAUCCUUGGCUUGCCAUUCUUAAACAUCUUGGGAUACUUACGCAUUUAACUUGGCCUAGUUGACACUGAGGGUUUGUUUUUUAUUGACAUUUUGGCUCUUUUAGUGUACAUUAAAAUGUGCUGAUAAAAAUGUAUUAGGCAUUUAUGGACCACCAUUGGGUAGCCGAAAGAUCCCAGCCCUGUAUCUUCCAUAUCUUGAAUUUCCUCAGGCCUGGGGCACUUACGCCAUAUAAAAUUAUGCUUGUCGCCAUCGCUCCUUUGCAGUCCUAUGUGUGGAGGAACUAUUAAAUUUGCACGUUGUUUGACCUACUUAAUUUGUGUAAGUAGAACUUUAUGCAAUUUUUCACAAUGAACGGCAGCGUACAAAACCUUCGGCCUUUUGCCAUUUCAUUGUUCUUUACCCGAUGCACACUAAUUCACUACAGACAUCGGAGGUUCUGGCCUCAGAACCAUUCGUCGACUUAUCUAAGGAGACGGUACUGGAACUCAUCAGUCGUGACACACUCUGUUGUGAGGAAUGGGAGAUAUUUGAGGCCGUGCAUCGUUGGGCCAGCGCUGAGUGUGAUCGUCGUGGGCUGCGACCCACGUCGGCCAUAGUGACUGAUCUCAUGGCGGACUUUCUUCCCUUCAUCCGCUUCACGACAAUGUCUCUGGGAGAUUUUGUACUGCACGUUGCCAAGUCUGGAGUCCUCAGUCUGGAAUUAGUACGUCCUGCUUCUCUAAAUUUGCGUAUGUAAGGUUAUUUGACUCUUGUCAGGUUUUCUGUUCAUCACCCCCCAACCCCUCAUCCUCGAACUCAGUAACGUGCCUCAAACUAUCGGCAAAUUUUGGAAAACGCUUUCAGCUUAAGGGGCGAAGGACGUUUUAGACUUCGUAAGUCCUGCGAACGCAAUUACUUAAAUAUUGGGGAACGCGUUGAAAAGCCCACAGUUGAGACUGCGGAAAAGAAAGAUGUAUUCAUAAGAUUGCCUUUUAGAGGAGACGCAGAGAGCGAACUAGUCCGACGGCGCUUAACUACAGCUAUCACGAGGGCAUUCCCUGCGGCGAAUUUAUGCGUAUGCUUCACAAACUCUCCCCUCCUACGUUUGGCAGGUAAAGACAGACUACCGUUGGAGGCCAAAUCAAUAUGCAUUUAUUCAUUCACUUGCUGCUGUGGAGCAGGAUACAUCGGCCGCACAACGAGACGCCUGGUAAAGAGAGUACGUGAACAUAUGCCCACCUGGCUACACAGAGGUGAGACCCGGUCGAUUUCGAGUUCUAUUCUCGCGCAUUUAAUCGAUACGAACCACCGAGUCGAUGCCAAGAAAGCAUUUCAGGUUGUCUACCGGACACCAACAUGCCUCUCUAAAGGCCUACGCCAACGGAUACUAGCAACGGCAGAGGCAGUAGCUAUACGGUUAGUGAAUCCGGUGUUAUGCUGUCAGAAAACUCUGGCACAAGCGCUUUGGCUGCCGUGGCCAACGCCAAUGCCAACCCCAAGUGAUGAAGCCAUGCCGCCUCAAAUCCCUAAUCACGAUGAUGGGUACUCCGUGUACUCAACCCAAGAUCAUUACUCAAAGACUCUCUUACCCCCCUCCCCUAGCCCUGACGACUAACACCCGCCGACCUUCUCAUGCGGGCGGCGUGGGGAUGAUGAGUGUUAGUGACUUAAUAGCCCUUGAGGCAUCUAUAAACACUGUUGAUUUUGUACAUUUUCAUUCGUUUCAUGUAAUUGUAUUGGCCUGAGGAAGAAUUACCGAAAACGUGCGUUCGCCAACUUGACUUUUCAAUACUGAAGAUUUCCUGAGUCCCCUCUAACAAGCUUGAACAGAUUGUCCAUCUAAAAUCUCAGAUACGUGUUGCACUGUUGUUUCUGCUACCGCAUGACUCAGCUUGGAGGAUUUCACCUCGUCAGUGUGUCCCGCAGCGUCUUCUAUGCGAUUCUUGAUAUGUAAAUUCCAGAGAAUAAUCAAGAUAUUAACGUCAGAAUUCACUCAGCCCAGGACAUGGACUUAAUUGUCUGACAGAUGACUUUUUGUGGCCAUACCCAAAAUGUCAAUGAAUAUUCGAGUAGAAGACAACAAACUACUAUGGAAUAAUGAGGUAAUGCCAAUUUUACAUACAAAUGCUACUACGAGUUGUAUGAAAUUGUAUGACAGACGCAUUAUACUGUGCUCUCGACAUAGAUACCAGCUUAAAGCCCAGACGAUUGUUUCGCCGAUAUUUUGCCGCUGCGGGACACAGCCGCGAGGGGUUCGUCUUUUCAUUGGGACACCCAGCGUUCUCUGUGCGGUUUCUGGUAUAUGAACUCCAGAGAAUAAUCGAGAGAAUAAUGUCAGAAAUCCUUUAGCCCAGGACAUGGAUUUGAGUGACUGACACGUGACGUUUUUGGGUCAUACCCAAAAUUUCAAUGAACAGUCGAGUAGAAGUCAACUAACGGUAUAAUCACGUAAUGGCCAUUCUGCAAGCAAGUAGUACUUCGAGUGGUAUGAAUUCCAUAUGGUAAAGGUAUUAUACCGUAAUUCCUACAUAGAUACAAGCUAAAAGCCCAGACGAGUGUUUCGCCGAUAUUCUGCCAGUGCCUGGCACAGCCUUGAGGGGGUUGGCUCCCCAGUGGGCUCUUCAGCGUUCUCUCUGCGGUUCCUGACAGACAAACUCCAGAGAAUAAUCAAGCGAAUAAUUUCAGAAAUUAUUCAGCGCAGGGAAUGCAGUAAAGUCUCUGGGGAAAGAAUUUUCAGAUUUAAAUCCGGAAAUAAAAUGAACAUUUGGAUCAAGGACAAUAGCUUGCAGAAUGCCCAUUCUACGAAAUUAGCAGUAAUACAAGUAGUUUGAAUUUUAUAUGAAAAAUACUAGCUAAAAAUCUAGACAAUUUUUCCACGUUUUUUACUGCUGCACAAGAGCUGAACAUCUCACAGCUGCGCCGUUCGUCAUGCGUAUUAUUUGAACGAUUACUUUAUUGCGAUUAUUUUACGUAUCCAAGACAGACAGCUCCAAAAAUUAGAGUUACCUAUUUGCUGCAUCCUGUAGCUCAUAUUCGGCUGAUUUUUACAGAUUGAAGAUAGCUCUGCCUGGACUGGUUAGUGCAUAGCAUCCGCCAACCUCCUAAAAAAACCCCAAACAGCUCUAAUUGUAAGCUUUUCUUGAACGUCUUUAACCCCUGAUUACUGACUUGUUUCUCCUAGCAAAGGGAUAUCUCGGUGUUUAUUGCAACAAAGAUGUUCUCACAGGAGGAAUUAUCCAGGAAGGGCAGUGAUUCGUAUGGCAACCCCCCUGCUGUGCUCGUUGGUGAUGGCGAUGCCGAUAAACCCGUCUCCUCUACCAAUCACCUUCCAACUAAUCUGGCGAUAUCCGCGGCUCCACGUUCUGGACCGCCUCUUGUACGCUGUUUGCGCUCAUCUCACGCUAUGGUUCCAAUGUCAAAGGAGGGCUACUGGCAAGAGCCUGAGGCAGUUGCCUUCGAGGUACAGUUAACCCUUCACUAGAAAAACUGCGUGUACAUUUGAACAAAAUUCAUGCUGCUCUUCAGGGCAUCCUUAUCUACAUAGAAACCGGACCGCGUCCGAAAUAGAAAUCAGAUUGUCUGUAACACGACAAGACAGUCCGCUUAAAUUUGUCAGCUACUUUGUCGUGUCAAACAGAGGUUGCCUCGACGUUGGGAGCAAGACGAGAAAGUGCGGUAGAUGCUGAGCAAAUUAUUUCCGUUGGAACUGCCUCGUGGGGUAACAUUGAACAUCGUUAAUUGCAACAUGAAUUUUUGUUCAGGGCGGUACAUGACACGCAGAUAGGGGAUACAUCAGCUAACUGUUAUUUCGCCCCACCUUUCGAGAUGAAGGUGGCUAGGUUUGACCUCUGCCUCGCACCCAGCUCCCAUUAAUGGCUCCGCUACGCUUUACAUCUUGCGGCAGGCAUAAGUCUGCAUUCACUUCGAGCCAGGGGUAAAGAAAAGAUAGAAUUUGCAAGAGUGACUGUAAUGUGAUCGAUGUGUAUCCCUCUGCCAUUAUUUACAUAUCCGAUAGCAACCAACAGGACAACCGACUCGUUACUUAGGCGUUAGAGCCUUGGAAUUUUGACCAACAGCAAGCCAGGUCGAACCUGUGGAAUAGCUAAACCCUUGGAGUGGAUACGGCUAGCUGGUGAGGACCAAUUAGCCAGAGCUAGCCAUCCCAACCUCUUGUCUAAUUGCCAGUAGUUUUUUUCUGCCUAUACUGCUGGCCACUGCGCGGUUGCUGGUAGGACUCGAGAUUGAGUCUUAAGGCACAAAGCGGAACGUGUGUAUCUUGUAGAACCACAAAAACGCCGGACUACAGCCACCUUGAUAGCCAAGGUUGAAAAUUUAGUGUUAUUACGAUGCUACUACCAGCAUUCAAGUAAAAGAUGUUUAUACAAUUUCUUACUUCCAAACCACGUUGCUCACUGCUGCUCGCAUUCACCACGAUGCCUGCAGACUAAAAAAAAUUUUACUUCUUUUCCGGUAUCUUAGGUGUGCUUCAACCGUCUGCUGCAUUUAAUCAACCAACCGAGUUCAUAUGCCUCUAAGUGCUGUUAACGGCUGAAAUUCUGUGUUUAUUUGUGCAGCUUUUGUUAUUCCCUUUGUAUGUCUUUCAUGUUACUUCCUUUCCAUUCUCUCCAUAUACUUCCUUCACAUGUAACCAAUAGGGUUUUCAAAGGUAAACACCUACUUUUCCCUGAAAUACACUGAUACUGAGUGCGUGAGCGUUCCUCUACUGUUGUUAAAAGGGCUUUAGGGAUUGUGAGUCUACCAUGCAAUGAUUGUGCAAAUCAGAGCUUUGUGUUCGCUGGCGACUCUUUGGCACCUGGUUUCCUGCCAGUGGAUACGUUUGCGCUGCCGCUCGGUAUAGGGGUCGUGUGAAUGGUUGCCCAGUGACUUGUUUCAUCCCUUCUUUCUUCUGACCCGUUGAUUUUGUUGUUAGUUAAGACCCUGGCGAAGUGUUUGUUGUGGACCAGGGGGUGUGGCGGCACGCCUAUGUGGGGAUAAGACCAUGCCUGCCACCAGCGUCUUACCCCAUCUCCGGUCUUCUUGACUAUCGCUUGACACCGAGCCAAUGUGAGGGAGGUGAGAGUGCGGUGGACGCUGGGCAAGUCCACUCCCACUACAAACUUGUUUACGCUGAAGUUACCGUGCCCGGUUCACCUCGCUGCAGAGCACACGGUGGACAUCAUCGGACUCGACGGUCGGACUGUCACCCUUGCUAAAAUGAGGGGAUUAGCAGGUGCGAUGUCCUUCGCCUAGUGUACCUAGGAGUGUGAAGACCGAUUCGACGAUCCAGCUGUGUGAUGGCAAGCGUACACAAAUGCUUUGGGUCUUGUCGAUCAUAGCUGUUUGACCCGUCUCUCUCCUGUAGACUUUUAGAAGGACUUUUUAUUCCUAUAAAUGGGUCAUUUUACUCACAAACCAAUGUCGCGCCGCUGCUGUAGCUGCCUCACCUUCUUUGAACCAGAGGACUGGUGGAUUAAGCUGACUACUCAAUCAAUAAAAUUUUUAUCGGUAGUUACUGACUGGAAAUUUUAGCAUAAAUUCGUCAAGUAAAGUAACAGAGAUUUUCUGCCUGGCUGAUAUGCACACAAAGCGAUGCAUGAUAUAGGUAUAAUUUUACUACCGGAUAUUUAUUCCCGUGCCGUCAGUAUUUCCAAUCGUGUCUGAUAGAACGACUGACACGUGACGCAACGGUGGAGCGUUGCACUACCUAGCGUACAAUAACCAAAGAACUCGGGCUCGAACCCCCAUUCAUCCGAGCUGGAGGUAUGGUAUGUUUGAAUGGUGCGACUAAAAGGCCAUCGCUGAUAGAGGCGAACAGGCGAGUUCCAGAUAGCAGUUCAGAAGACGAAGAUGCGAUCACUGGAAUAAGAAUCCGAAACGUCAGGCCAAUAAGUUUCUUGUUCCAGUGAUCGCAUCUUCAUCUUCUAAAAGGCCAUCGCUAUUUCUCCCUACAUGCUCUAACACUUUCUGCAAGUUUUCAUGCAACCUCGAAAACAGCACAGCCGAGUCCACCAACGCACGCCGCAUUAUGAAACGCAAGCACUUGCGUUGGCAAUCAGUAGCAUGCAUCCGCAGCUCGUUUACUCUAGUUGUCGACAUUUAAACACUGACAGAGGCAUAAACUCUUUCAAGGUCGUCGUAGAUGGGCCUGCUCGCGCAGUUUGACUGCGCUAACAGGUGUGCGCUACUUUUGAUAUUAGCGUAAUAUGUUCGUGUGUCCUGUACCACAACUCCGAUACAGCCACGACAUCCAACACAUCCACUACGCCCAGACCCAUCCUCGCUCCAUCGUCACACGCGCCGACCAAGGCCACCAACACCACUGCUUCCUCUAAAGCUGACACCGACACCGCCGACCUCUCAUGCCCACACUGUCCACGCACAUUCACCUCACGCAUCGGCCUGGUCGGUCAUUUGCGAAUCCAUCGCAAAGAGACUGGCGAACCAGUGCCUGGAGCACCAACCUACACCCACCGCACUCGCCUCCACUGCCCACACUGCCCUCGCACCUUCACGCAUCGCAUGGGUCUAUUCGGCCACAUGCGCAUCCACGACGACCUGCGGUAGACAACCGCCGGUCUCACCACACAUUCCCUCACUCCCUACCUCCUAACACCAUCAUCCCACCAGACAUCAACCCUCACACACCUCAUGCACUCAACUGCCGCCUCCCACGCAAGUGGGAAGUGUGCAUCUCGACUCGGUCCCCAUGCGGCUUCCGCUGCACGGGUGACUUGUGUCCGAGACCAUCUCGAAACGUCAAGCGUCGUGGAUAGGAAGGUUGCUGAUUGAGGCCCGCUCUCGGUUCACGCAGUUCGUCACGUUGUGUGUGUGUGUGUUGUGUGUAGUGGCGGACUGGUGGGCUGGGGACAGGCUGCAACUGCACCUUCCACGGCACUCUCACGCAAGCGAGAGACACGCCGUUCAACCCCCGUUGUGUGAAAUCCUGGUGUUUGUGUGUGUAUGGGGGGCCAGGUCGUGCUGUGGCGCGCGCAGGCAUGGUCAGUCGACCAUGACAGCCACCGCGCCCACUCCCCACUCCAGUCUGCUGACCGGCUCGGACAGCGGCUGGGGUGUGGGAGUGGGAAGGGAGAGUGAGGUCGACGACUCAGCGCACUUUCUCCUCACUAUAAACAAUCUGACGCGCUUGAAGCUAUCACGGUGCGGUAAAAGCCGUGGCUUAGAAGGUUGUCAACUGACGGGGUACCUUGGACCUCCUCCUUGACCGGAGGCGGUCUGAGAGUCAGGCUGCAAUGGCUCCUUUUUAAUGUGGCCUUUAUGGCACUCUCACCACAGUGUGGGAUCCGAGACAGGCGUUGGCGGCACGCCUAGGUGCGGCUUCGGCCGUGCCAGCCUCCAAAUCUCUGUUGUGUUGGCUAAAAUCCUGGUUGUUUGUUGUGUGGGCCAUGGGGUGCGGAGUGGAGCGCCAAGGCGAAGAUCCGUCCGAGUCAUCCACCUGCGGCCUCCCCCGUCUCCGGUUUUCUUGACUCUGUCUUGACACCGGGUCCAGGCGGGGGAGGAGGAGAGAGUCUAGGCAGAUGCAGCGCAAAUCUACCGGCACUAUAAACCCUUGCGCAAGUCACCGUCCCUGCUCCCACCGCCGCUGCAGCUGUGGGGCACACGGUGGACAUCGUCGAAAUCGACGGUCGAACUGUCGAACCACAAAUUGUGUAAAGAACAGGUUCUCCCUACAAGCAUCUUUCUUGUUUUGUCACAGACUGUGGACCUGACUACGGUUGUCUCAAACUAGGUCUCAAUUGCACCUCUUAGUCAUUCAGGUAAAAAAUAAUCUGUCGUUUUCAUCGCGGUUUACCAUUGUGAUUGUAGAAUUUUAGAAUAAAAGCCAAUCGCAGUUUUCAGCAGCCAACAUUUUGCUGCUAUUAUUAUCCCCUUUCCAGACUACGCGCUGUUAACCGCUUACAAUGGGAAAUUGGGCACAAUCGAAUUGUUAGCCUUAUAGAUGCCUUACAACCUGACUAAACGCGUUCUAAAACACAUGCUACUCAAACAUAUUCAGUGAAAAUAAUACCUUGUACGACAGUUUGCGGUGUGGUUAUAAACCAACCGAUAUUAACAAGUUCUACUGUUGCACUAAGAUUACAUGCGCAUAUUCCUCUUGCCAAAGGUUUCCUCUACUGUCUUCCUGGCCGGAAUUGGUGUCUCAGAGCCGGUUGGAAGAGGCAGCAGUCUCAAGCUGAAAAUCGAGGUACGGCGUUGCAGUAUUCGCCAAACUGUUCACGUCGACACUGGCGCACGCUUCCACACGGUUGGCGUCUCCACCUCAAUCCACCGUCACUCGCAUCAACUGCACAGUGUGAGUACCCAGUCUGCGUACCUUCCGCGUCCCGGCGACGACACGCGACGUCGUAUACUGCGUUCUGGCGGCGGAGGAGGUGGUGGCAGCAACAGCUACCGACCACCUCUGCCCUCAAGUCUCGACCAAUCAAACUCGCGGGCAUCCGGUGGCAGAUCAGGCCUCAAGCUGUUGGUUAAUCGCACGCAUGUUUUAGGCAGUACCGAGACAGUUAUUCGCGGCAGCGGUUCACGGCCCGUGGCUCAGAUUCGUUUCCCGAAGCCCAUCAUGGUGAGUAGGCAGGAUAUUGUGAUGUCUACUUUAUUCUGAUUAAGUACCUAGCAAAAUGUAGCUCGCCAGAGGGGCUGCUUAUCUUCGCCUGUGGCCACGCCCCGGCAAACAGUAGGAUUUUAGGCUACAUGGUCUAUCUCCUUUUCAGUCCCCAAACACUUAAGCGGUCAUUUUUUAAUGAACACAAUGUCAUGAAUUUUAAGUACUCGAUUACUUUUAGCAUUCUACAUGCGUCGGUUAUCGAAAAAAGCAAAGGAAUUGAGGUCCAACUCAUGCCUAGCUAUAACAUCGGCCUUAAAAUCUUCCUCUUAACCAGUCACUCAAGCUUAGUCUCCCUCAAGCAGCCCAGGUAAACCGCCGCCUGACGGGCUGUGAGUCAGAGCAAGGUGAAAUAUCGCCAAGAAUGGAUUGGAAGGCUAGCGGCAGUGGAAUUGCCCACCGGCCCAGAGCCGCUAUGUGCAUCAAGGUCAUGAAAACCAAAGACCGGUUAAAGGCCGAGGACCAAUCUGGGUUAGCGUAUCGCAUCCCGUGCCGAAAUUGUCUUUGUAAUCAAACAGGGCAGACUGGACGCCAGUUAGGAUUACGCAUACACAAAAGUGGGCUGGCUGUGCAACGAAUCCUCACAAGGGAAUACCUACAUCUACGAAACGUGUCAUAGGUUUGACUCUCUCAGCCACUAAGACUAUCGCCUACACCCGAAGCAAAACAGGCCGAGAAUUGGUUGAAACCUGGACCCCGGAUGAUAAUGCUGUCAAUCGAUUGAUCUGGCGCCUCCAGACUUGAGUCACCGAUCGGUGAUUGGCUGGCACCCCCUACAAUUGUCGGUUGUCCUUUUAUUUGUACCAUUUCUGACGAUUUCACGAUUUCGAAAGCGCUGAACAGGCUAUUCCGGUGCUUAGCCAGUCUUCUCCAUUUACGGGCAGUUAUCUCUUGCGGGCUAGACUCUGUACCCUCACGUCUUCUGCCUUGCAGCUAAAAGGAGGCAAGACCUACGUCGUGAUUGUGAGGCCGGAGGAAGGAAGACAUACAAGGUGUUACGUGCAUAUGAACGUCGCCCGCACAGAGGUUCGAGUGAAGACAAGGCGUUCGAAGCAGGGUGAGAAGCCGCCCGCCUCCGCCUCCUGGUUCCCCCUCGCUGUGCCCAAGCACGUUGUCUUCCAUUUCUACUACUGUGACAAGAGCCAGACCAACUGCUCUACCGAAGGCAACCACAUUCCAGAGAUCUUAUUCUGCCCGCCGACAUGA
Molecule: messenger RNA, 52584 nt
Organism: Spirometra erinaceieuropaei
Lineage: Eukaryota; Metazoa; Platyhelminthes; Cestoda; Diphyllobothriidea; Diphyllobothriidae
Source: the annotation of a GenBank genome assembly